This is a messenger RNA of Zootoca vivipara (common lizard), 77846 nucleotides long. The record is from RefSeq and is a predicted model, not a curated record. Lineage: Eukaryota; Metazoa; Chordata; Lepidosauria; Squamata; Lacertidae.
GGUUGAGUUGUCUUACAAUGUUAUGAAAUAGCUCCUUUUUUCAGGUAAGGGUUGGGUUCUGCCAUUGAUUGAUGCCUUUGCUGAGGGUGUGGCAGCCUCUUAAGCUCAUAGAUCCGCCGUCCCUGGCAUUAGAUGUGUCCACCACCCUUGGAAGGUUUGCAAAGGUAGACUUGGGGGACAGCAGCCGAUCUCAGAGGCCUUGGAAGAUGGACUGGAGGCUCCACUCAGUCCAGCAUUUUCUCAGGAAUAUAUUUAUCAUCUUGAUGGUUUCCUUCCACCUGUGGGCAGCACCAGUUUCACUGCCGACUCCACUUACUUCCACCAAGAGUGGAGCGGGGACCUCAGCUGAAGAAACUGCCGCAUCACUAAGAAGUAGCAGAACACCUAAUGAUAGCACAGAGGAAACAUCAAGCCCACCUCCAGGAACUUCAGUUACAGAAAUGGGAAAGACGACAGCUGAAACCACGGUUUCUCAGUCUUCUCCAGGUACAUCCACCAAGAGCGAAGAGCAGACCUCAGCUGAAGAAAUUGCCACAUCACCAACAAGCAGCGGAGCCCCUACAGAGAGGAUAGAGGAAACAUCAAGCCCACCUCCAGCAACUUCAGUUACCGAAAUGGGAAAGAUGACAGGUGAAACAACGGUUUCUCAGCCUUCUCCAAGUACAUCCACCAAGAGCGUAGAGCAGACCUCAGCUAUGGAAACUUUCCCAUCACCAAGAAGUAGCAGAACCCCUACAGAGAGCAUAGAGGAAUUGUCAAGCCCACCUCCAGCAACUUCAAUUACCGAAACGGGAAAGACGACAACUGAAACAACAGUUUCUCAGCCAUCUCUAGGUACAUCCACCAAGAGCGUAGAGGAGACCUCAGGUAUAGAAACUUCCCAAUCACCAAGAAGUAGCAGAACCCCUACAGAGAAGAUAGAGGAAACGUCAAGCCCACCUACAGCAACUUCAGUUACCGAAACGGGAAAGACGAGAGCUGAAACAACCGUUUCUCAGACUUCUCCAGGUACAUCCACCAAGAACGUAGAGGAGACCUCAGCUACAGUAACUGCUGCAUCGCCAACAAGCAACGGAGCCCCUACGGAGAGCAUAGAGGAAAUGUCAAGCACACCUCCAGCAACUUCUGUUACCGAAACAGGAAAGACGAGAGCUGAAACAACGGUUUCUCUGCCUUCUCCAAGUACAUCCACCAAGAGCGUACAGCAGACCUUAGCUAUAGAAACUUUCCCAUCACCAAGAAGUAGCAGAACCCCUACUGAUAGCACAGAGGAAACGUCAAGCCCACCUCCAGCAACUUCAAUUACCGAAACGGGAAAGACGAGAGCUGAAACAACGGUUUCUCUGCCUUCUCCAAGUACAUACACCAGGAGCGUAGAGCAGACCUCAGCUGAACAAACUGAUGCAUUACAAACAAGCAGCGGAGCCCCUACAGAGAGCAUAGAGGAAACGUCAAGCCCACCUCCAGCAACUUCAGUUAUCAAAAUCGGAAAGACGAGAGCUGAAAAAACGGUUUCUCAGCCUUCUCCAGGUACAUCCACCAAGAGCGUAGAGCAGACCUCAGAUAUAGAAACUUCCCAAUCACCAACAAGCAGCGGAACCCCUACGGAGAGUAUAGAGGAAACGUCAAGUUCACCUUCAGCAACUUCAGUUACCGAAACGGGAAAGAUGACAGCUGAAACAACGUUUUCUCAGACUUCUCCAGGUACAUCCACCAAGAGCGUAGAGGAGACCUCAGAUAUAGAAACUUCCCAAUCACCAACAAGCAGCGGAGCCCCUACAGAGAGCAUAGAGGAAACAUCAAGUCCACCUGCAGGAACUUCAGUUACCGAAACGGGAAAGACGAGAGCUGAAACAAUGGUUUCUCAGACUUCUCCAGGUACAUCCACCAAGAGCGUAAAGGAAACCUCAGCUAUAGAAACUUCCCCAUCACCAAUAAGUAGCAAAACCCCUACUGAUAGCACAGAGGAAACGUCAAGCCCACCUCCAGCAACUUCAGUUCCUGAAAGGCAAAAUUCGACAGCUGAAACAUCAGUUUCUCAGGCUUCUCCAAGUACAUCCCCCAAGAGCGUAGAGGAAACCUCAGCUAUAGAAAUUUCCCCAUCACCAAUAAGUAGCAAAACCCCUACUGAUAGCACAGAGGAAACGUCAAGCCCACCUCCAGCAACUUCAGUUACCGAAACGGGAAAGACGAGAGCUGAAACAACCCUUUCUCAGCCUUCUCCAAGUACAUCCACCAAGAGCGUAGAGCAGACCUCAGCUAUAGAAACUUUCCAAUCACCAAGAAGUAGCAGAACCCCUACUGAUAGCACGGAGGAAACGUCAAGCCCACCUCCAGGAACUUCAGGUACCAAAAUGGGAAAGACGAGAGCUGAAACAACGGUUUCUCAGCCUUCUCCAGGUACAUCCACCAAGAGCGUAGAGCAGACCUCAGCUGAAGAAACUGACGCAUCACAAACAAGCAGCAGAGCCCCUACUGAUAGCACAGAGGAAACGUCAAGCCCACCUCCAGCAACUUCAGUUACCGAAACAGGAAAGACGAGAGCUGAAACAACGGUUUCUCUGCCUUCUCCAAGUACAUCCACCAGGAGCGUAGAGCAGACCUCAGCUGAAGAAACUGCCACAUCACCAACAAGCAGCGGAGCCCCUACAGAGAGCAUAGAGGAAACAUCAAGUCCACCUGCAGGAACUUCAGUUACCGAAACGGGAAAGACGAGAGCUGAAACAACGGUUUCUCUGCCUUCUCCAGGUACAUCCACCAAGAGCGUAGAGCAGACCUCAGCUGAAGAAACUGACGCAUCACAAACAAGCAGCAGAGCCCCUACUGAUAGCACAGAGGAAACGUCAAGCCCACCUCCAGCAACUUCAGUUCCUGAAAUGCAAAAUACGACAGCUGAAACAAUGGUUUCUCAGGCGUCUCCAAGUACAUCCACCAAGGGCGGAGAGGAGACCUCAGGUAUAGAAACUUUCCCAUCAACAAGAAGUAGCAAAACCCCUAUUGAUAGCACAGAGGAAACGUCAAGCCCACCUCCAGCAACUUCAGUUACCGAAACGGGAAAGACGAGAGCUGAAACAAUGGUUUCUCCGCCUUCUCCAAGUACAUCCACCAGGAGCGUAGAGCAGACCUCAUCUGAAGAAACUGCCACAUCACCAACAAGCAGCGGAGCCCCUACAGAGAGCAUAGAGGAAACGUCAAACCCACCUCCUGGAACUUCAGUUACCGAAACGGGAAAGACGAGAGCUGAAACAACGGUUUCUCAGACUUCUCCAGGUACAUCCACCAAGAGCGUAGAGGAGACCUCAUAUAUAGAAACUUUCCAAUCACCAACAAGCAGCGGAGCCCCUACGGAGAGCAUAGAGGAAACGUCAAGUUCACCUUCAGCAACUUCAGUUACCGAAACGGGAAAGAUGAGAGCUGAAACAGCGGUUUCUCCGCCUUCUCCAAGUACAUCCACCAGGAGCGUAGAGCAGACCUCAUCUGAAGAAACUGCCACAUCACCAAAAAGCAGCGGAGCCCCUACAGAGAGCAUAGAGGAAACGUCAAGCCCACCUCCAGCAACUUCAGUUACCGAAACGGGAAAGACGAGAGCUGAAACAACGUUUUCUCAGCCUUCUCCAAGUACAUCCACCAAGAGCGUAGAGCAGACCUCAUCUGAAGAAACUGCCGCAUCACCAACAAGGAGCGGAGCCCCUACUGAGAGCAUAGAGGAAACGUCAAGCCCACCUCCAGCAACUUCAGUUACUGAAACGGGAAAGACGAGAGCUGAGACAACGGUUUCUCAGCCUUCUCCAAGUACAUCCACCAGGAGCGUAGAGCUGACCUCAGCUGAAGAAACUGACGCAUCACAAACAAGCAGCGGAGCCCCUACAGAGAGCAUAGAGGAAACGUCAAGCCCACCUCCAAGAACUUCAGUUACCGAAACGGGAAAGACGAGAGCUGAAACAACGGUUUCUCAGACUUCUCCAGGUACAUCCACCAAGAGCGUAGAGGAGACCUCAUAUAUAGAAACUUCCCAAUCACCAACAAGCAGCGGAGCCCCUACGGAGAGCAUAGAGGAAACGUCAAGUUCACCUUCAGCAACUUCAGUUACCGAAACGGGAAAGAUGACAGCUGAAACGUUUUCUCAGCCUUCUCUAGGUACAUCGACCAAGAGCGUAGAGGAAACCUCAGCUAUAGAAAUUUCCCCUUCACCAAUAAGUAGCAAAACCCCUACUGAUAGUACAGAGGAAAUGUCAAGCCCACCUCCAGGAACUUCAGUUACCGAAACGGGAAAGACGAAAGCUGAAACAACGCUUUCUCAGCCUUCUCCAAGUACAUCCACCAAGAGCGUAGAGGAGACCUCAGCUAUAGACACUUUCCAAUCACCAAGAAGUAGCAGAACCCCUACUGAUAGCAGAGAGGAAACAUCAAGCCCACCUCCAGCAACUUCAGUGAUCGAAACGGGAAAGACGAGAGCUGAAACAACGUUUUCUCAGCCUUCUCCAAGUACAUCCACGAAGGGCAUAGAGGAGACCUCAGCUAUAGAAACUGCCGCAUCACCAACAAGGAGCGGAGCCCCUACUGAGAGCAUAGAGGAAACGUCAAGCCCACCUCCAGCAACUUCAGUUACUGAAACGGGAAAGACGAGAGCUGAGACAACGGUUUCUCAGCCUUCUCCAAGUACGUCCACCAGGAGCGUAGAGCAGACCUCAGCUGAAGAAACUGACACAUCACAAACAAGCAGCGGAGCCCUUACAGAGAGCAUAGAGGAAACGUCAAGCCCACCUCCAGCAACUUCAGUUACCGAAACGGGAAAGACGAGAGCUGAAACAACGCUUUCUCAGCCUUCUCCAAGUACAUCCACCAAGAGCGUAGAGGAGACCUCAGCUAUAGACACUUUCCAAUCACCAAGAAGUAGCAGAACCCCUACUGAUAGCACAGAGGAAACGUCAAGCACACCUCCAGCAACUUCAGUUACCGAAACGGGAAAGACGAGAGCUGAAACAACCCUUUCUCAGGCUUCUCCAAGUACAUCCACCAAGAGCGUAGAGCAGACCUCAGCUAUAGAAACUUUCCAAUCACCAAGAAGUAGCAGAACCCCUACUGAUAGCAGAGAGGAAACAUCAAGCCCACCUCCAGCAACUUCAGUGAUCGAAACGGGAAAGACGAGAGCUGAAACAACGGUUUCUCCGCCUUCUCCAAGUACAUCCACCAGGAGCGUAGAGCAGACCUCAGCUGAACAAACUGAUGCAUUACAAACAAGCAGCAGAGCCCCUACAGAGAGCAUAGAGGAAACGUCAAGCCCACCUCCAAGAACUUCAGUUACCGAAACGGGAAAGACGAGAGCUGAAACAACGGUUUCUCAGACUUCUCCAGGUACAUCCACCAAGAGCGUAGAGGAGACCUCAUAUAUAGAAACUUCCCAAUCACCAACAAGCAGCGGAGCCCCUACGGAGAGCAUAGAGGAAACCUCAAGUUCACCUUCAGCAACUUCAGUUACCGAAACGGGAAAGAUGACAGCUGAAACGUUUUCUCAGCCUUCUCUAGGUACAUCGACCAAGAGCGUAGAGGAAACCUCAGCUAUAGAAAUUUCCCCUUCACCAAUAAGUAGCAAAACCCCUACUGAUAGUACAGAGGAAAUGUCAAGCCCACAUCCAGGAACUUCAGUUACCGAAACGGGAAAGACGAGAGCUGAAACAACCCUUUCUCAGCCUUCUCCAAGUACAUCCACCAAGAGCGUAGAGCAGACCUCAGCUAUAGAAACUUUCCAAUCACCAAGAAGUAGCAGAACCCCUACUGAUAGCAGAGAGGAAACAUCAAGCCCACCUCCAGCAACUUCAGUGAUCGAAACGGGAAAGACGAGAGCUGAAACAACGUUUUCUCAGCCUUCUCCAAGUACAUCCACGAAGGGCAUAGAGGAGACCUCAGCUAUAGAAACUUCCCAAUCACCAACAAGCAGCGGAGCCCCUACUGAGAGCAUAGAGGAAACGUCAAGCCCACCUCCAGCAACUUCAGUUACUGAAACGGGAAAGACGAGAGCUGAAACAACGUUUUCUCAGCCUUCUCCAAGUACAUCCACGAAGGGCAUAGAGGAGACCUCAGCUAUAGAAACUGCCGCAUCACCAACAAGGAGCGGAGCCCCUACUGAGAGCAUAGAGGAAACGUCAAGCCCACCUCCAGCAACUUCAGUUACUGAAACGGGAAAGACGAGAGCUGAGACAACGGUUUCUCAGCCUUCUCCAAGUACAUCCACCAGGAGCGUAGAGCAGACCUCAGCUGAAGAAACUGACACAUCACAAACAAGCAGCGGAGCCCUUACAGAGAGCAUAGAGGAAACGUCAAGCCCACCUCCAGCAACUUCAGUUACCGAAACGGGAAAGACGAGAGCUGAAACAACGCUUUCUCAGCCUUCUCCAAGUACAUCCACCAAGAGCGUAGAGGAGACCUCAGCUAUAGACACUUUCCAAUCACCAAGAAGUAGCAGAACCCCUACUGAUAGCACAGAGGAAACGUCAAGCACACCUCCAGCAACUUCAGUUACCGAAACGGGAAAGACGAGAGCUGAAACAACCCUUUCUCAGGCUUCUCCAAGUACAUCCACCAAGAGCGUAGAGCAGACCUCAGCUAUAGAAACUUUCCAAUCACCAAGAAGUAGCAGAACCCCUACUGAUAGCAGAAAGGAAACAUCAAGCCCACCUCCAGCAACUUCAGUGAUCGAAACGGGAAAGACGAGAGCUGAAACAACGGUUUCUCCGCCUUCUCCAAGUACAUCCACCAGGAGCGUAGAGCAGACCUCAGCUGAACAAACUGAUGCAUUACAAACAAGCAGCAGAGCCCCUACAGAGAGCAUAGAGGAAACGUCAAGCCCACCUCCAAGAACUUCAGUUACCGAAACGGGAAAGACGAGAGCUGAAACAACGGUUUCUCAGACUUCUCCAGGUACAUCCACCAAGAGCGUAGAGGAGACCUCAUAUAUAGAAACUUCCCAAUCACCAACAAGCAGCGGAGCCCCUACGGAGAGCAUAGAGGAAACCUCAAGUUCACCUUCAGCAACUUCAGUUACCGAAACGGGAAAGAUGACAGCUGAAACGUUUUCUCAGCCUUCUCUAGGUACAUCGACCAAGAGCGUAGAGGAAACCUCAGCUAUAGAAAUUUCCCCUUCACCAAUAAGUAGCAAAACCCCUACUGAUAGUACAGAGGAAAUGUCAAGCCCACAUCCAGGAACUUCAGUUACCGAAACGGGAAAGACGAGAGCUGAAACAACGCUUUCUCAGCCUUCUCCAAGUACAUCCAUCAAGAGCGUAGAGGAGACCUCAGCUAUAGACACUUUCCAAUCACCAAGAAGUAGCAGAACCCCCACUGAUAGCACAGAGGAAACGUCAAGCCCACCUCCAGCAACUUCAGUUACCGAAACGGGAAAGACGAGAGCUGAAACAACCCUUUCUCAGCCUUCUCCAAGUACAUCCACCAAGAGCGUAGAGCAGACCUCAGCUAUAGAAACUUUCCAAUCACCAAGAAGUAGCAGAACCCCUACUGAUAGCAGAGAGGAAACAUCAAGCCCACCUCCAGCAACUUCAGUGAUCGAAACGGGAAAGACGAGAGCUGAAACAACGUUUUCUCAGCCUUCUCCAAGUACAUCCACGAAGGGCAUAGAGGAGACCUCAGCUAUAGAAACUUCCCAAUCACCAACAAGCAGCGGAGCCCCUACUGAGAGCAUAGAGGAAACGUCAAGCCCACCUCCAGCAACUUCAGUUACUGAAACGGGAAAGACGAGAGCUGAAACAACGUUUUCUCAGCCUUCUCCAAGUACAUCCACGAAGGGCAUAGAGGAGACCUCAGCUAUAGAAACUGCCGCAUCACCAACAAGGAGCGGAGCCCCUACUGAGAGCAUAGAGGAAACGUCAAGCCCACCUCCAGCAACUUCAGUUACUGAAACGGGAAAGACGAGAGCUGAGACAACGGUUUCUCAGCCUUCUCCAAGUACAUCCACCAGGAGCGUAGAGCAGACCUCAGCUGAAGAAACUGACACAUCACAAACAAGCAGCGGAGCCCUUACAGAGAGCAUAGAGGAAACGUCAAGCCCACCUCCAGCAACUUCAGUUACCGAAACGGGAAAGACGAGAGCUGAAACAACGUUUUCUCAGCCUUCUCCAAGUACAUCCACGAAGGGCAUAGAGGAGACCUCAGCUAUAGAAACUGCCGCAUCACCAACAAGGAGCGGAGCCCCUACUGAGAGCAUAGAGGAAACGUCAAGCCCACCUCCAGCAACUUCAGUUACUGAAACGGGAAAGACGAGAGCUGAGACAACGGUUUCUCAGCCUUCUCCAAGUACAUCCACCAGGAGCGUAGAGCAGACCUCAGCUGAAGAAACUGACACAUCACAAAAAAGCAGCGGAGCCCUUACAGAGAGCAUAGAGGAAACGUCAAGCCCACCUCCAGCAACUUCAGUUACCGAAACGGGAAAGACGAGAGCUGAAACAACGCUUUCUCAGCCUUCUCCAAGUACAUCCACCAAGAGCGUAGAGGAGACCUCAGCUAUAGACACUUUCCAAUCACCAAGAAGUAGCAGAACCCCUACUGAUAGCACAGAGGAAACGUCAAGCCCACCUCCAGCAACUUCAGUUACCGAAACGGGAAAGACGAGAGCUGAAACAACCCUUUCUCAGGCUUCUCCAAGUACAUCCACCAAGAGCGUAGAGCAGACCUCAGCUGAACAAACUGAUGCAUUACAAACAAGCAGCAGAGCCCCUACAGAGAGCAUAGAGGAAACGUCAAGCCCACCUCCAAGAACGUCAGUUACCGAAACGGGAAAGACGAGAGCUGAAACAACGGUUUCUCAGACUUCUCCAGGUACAUCCACCAAGAGCGUAGAGGAGACCUCAUAUAUAGAAACUUCCCAAUCACCAACAAGCAGCGGAGCCCCUACGGAGAGCAUAGAGGAAACCUCAAGUUCACCUUCAGCAACUUCAGUUACCGAAACGGGAAAAAUGACAGCUGAAACGUUUUCUCAGCCUUCUCUAGGUACAUCGACCAAGAGCGUAGAGGAAACCUCAGCUAUAGAAAUUUCCCCUUCACCAAUAAGUAGCAAAACCCCUACUGAUAGCACAGAGGAAACGUCAAGCCCACCUCCAGCAACUUCAGUUACCGAAACGGGAAAGACGAGAGCUGAAACAACCCUUUCUCAGCCUUCUCCAAGUACAUCCACCAAGAGCGUAGAGCAGACCUCAGCUAUAGAAACUUUCCAAUCACCAAGAAGUAGCAGAACCCCUACUGAUAGCAGAGAGGAAACAUCAAGCCCACCUCCAGCAACUUCAGUGAUCGAAACGGGAAAGACGAGAGCUGAAACAACGUUUUCUCAGCCUUCUCCAAGUACAUCCACGAAGGGCAUAGAGGAGACCUCAGCUAUAGAAACUUCCCAAUCACCAACAAGCAGCGGAGCCCCUACAGAGAGCAUAGAAGAAACGUCAAGCCCACCUCCAAGAACUUCAGUUACCGAAACGGGAAAGACGAGAGCUGAAACAACGGUUUCUCAGACUUCUCCAGGUACAUCCACCAAGAGCGUAGAGGAGACCUCAUAUAUAGAAACUUCCCAAUCACCAACAAGCAGCGGAGCCCCUACGGAGAGCAUAGAGGAAACGUCAAGUUCACCUUCAGCAACUUCAGUUACCGAAACGGGAAAGAUGACAGCUGAAACGUUUUCUCAGCCUUCUCUAGGUACAUCGACCAAGAGCGUAGAGGAAACCUCAGCUAUAGAAAUUUCCCCUUCACCAAUAAGUAGCAAAACCCCUACUGAUAGUACAGAGGAAAUGUCAAGCCCACCUCCAGGAACUUCAGUUACCGAAACGGGAAAGACGAGAGCUGAAACAACUCUUUCUCAGCCUUCUCCAAGUACAUCCACCAAGAGCGUAGAGCAGACCUCAGCUAUAGAAACAUUCCAAUCACCAAGAAGUAGCAGAACCCCUACUGAUAGCAGAGAGGAAACAUCAAGCCCACCUCCAGCAACUUCAGUGAUCGAAACGGGAAAGACGAGAGCUGAAACAACGGUUUCUCCGCCUUCUCCAAGUACAUCCACCAGGAGCGUAGAGCAGACCUCAGCUGAACAAACUGAUGCAUUACAAACAAGCAGCGGAGCCCCUACAGAGAGCAUAGAGGAAACGUCAAGCCCACCUCCAGCAACUUCAGUUAUCAAAAUGGGAAAGACGAGAGCUGAAACAACGGUUUCUCCGCCUUCUCCAACUACAUCCACCAAGAGCGUAGAGCAGACCUCACCUGAAGAAACUGACGCAUCACAAACAAGCAGCAGAGCCCCAACUGAUAGCACAGAGGAAACGUCAAGCCCACCUCCAGCAACUUCAGUUCCUGAAAUGCAAAAUACGCCAGCUGAAACAACAGUUUCUCAGGCUUCUCCAAGUACAUCCACCAAGAGCGUAGAGGAGACCUCAGGUAUAGAAACUUUCCCAUCACCAAGAAGUAGCAGAACCCCUACUGAUAGCACAGAGGAAACGUCAAAUCCACCUCCAGCAACUUCAGUUACCGAAACAGAAAUGACGAGAGCUGAAGCAACGGUUUCUCAGCCUUCUCCAGGUACAUCCACCAAGAGCGUAGAGGAGACCUCAGGUAUAGAAACUUUCCAAUCACCAAGAAGUAGCAGAACCCCUACUGAUAGCACAGAGGAAACGUCAAGCCCACCUCCAGCAACUUCAAUUACCGAAACGGGAAAGACGAGAGCUGAAACAACGGUUUCUCUGCCUUCUCCAAGUACAUCCACCAGGAGCGUAGAGCAGACCUCAGCUGAAGAAACUGCCACAUCACCAACAAGCAGCGGAGCCCCUACAGAGAGCAUAGAGGAAACAUCAAGUCCACCUCCUGGAACUUCAGUUACCGAAACGGGAAAGACGAGAGCUGAAACAACGGUUUCUCAGGCUUCUCCAAGUACAUCCACCAAGAGCGUAGAGCAGACCUCAUCUGAAGAAACUGCCGCAUCACCAACAAGCAUCGGAGCCCCUACAGAGAGCAUAGAGGAAACAUCAAGUCCACCUCCAGCAACUUCAGUUACCGAAACGGGAAAUACGAGAGCUGAAACAACGAUUUCUCAGCCUUCUCCAAGUACAUCCACCAAGAGCGUAGAGCAGACCUCAGCUAUAAAAACUGCCGCAUCACCAACAAGGAGCAGAGCCCCUACUGAGAGCAUAGAGGAAACGUCAAGCCCACCUCCAGCAACUUCAGUUACUGAAACGGGAAAGACGAGAGCUGAAACAACGCUUUCUCAGCCUUCUCCAAGUACAUCCAUCAAGAGCGUAGAGGAGACCUCAGCUAUAGACACUUUCCAAUCACCAAGAAGUAGCAGAACCCCUACUGAUAGCACAGAGGAAACGUCAAGCCCACCUCCAGCAACUUCAGUUACCGAAACGGGAAAGACGAGAGCUGAAACAACCCUUUCUCAGCCUUCUCCAAGUACAUCCACCAAGAGCGUAGAGCAGACCUCAGCUAUAGAAACUUUCCAAUCACCAAGAAGUAGCAGAACCCCUACUGAUAGCAGAGAGGAAACAUCAAGCCCACCUCCAGCAACUUCAGUGAUCGAAACGGGAAAGACGAGAGCUGAAACAACGUUUUCUCAGCCUUCUCCAAGUACAUCCACGAAGGGCAUAGAGGAGACCUCAGCUAUAGAAACUUCCCAAUCACCAACAAGCAGCGGAGCCCCUACUGAGAGCAUAGAGGAAACGUCAAGCCCACCUCCAGCAACUUCAGUUACUGAAACGGGAAAGACGAGAGCUGAAACAACGUUUUCUCAGCCUUCUCCAAGUACAUCCACGAAGGGCAUAGAGGAGACCUCAGCUAUAGAAACUGCCGCAUCACCAACAAGGAGCGGAGCCCCUACUGAGAGCAUAGAGGAAACGUCAAGCCCACCUCCAGCAACUUCAGUUACUGAAACGGGAAAGACGAGAGCUGAGACAACGGUUUCUCAGCCUUCUCCAAGUACAUCCACCAGGAGCGUAGAGCAGACCUCAGCUGAAGAAACUGACACAUCACAAACAAGCAGCGGAGCCCUUACAGAGAGCAUAGAGGAAACGUCAAGCCCACCUCCAGCAACUUCAGUUACCGAAACGGGAAAGACGAGAGCUGAAACAAUGCUUUCUCAGCCUUCUCCAAGUACAUCCACCAAGAGCGUAGAGGAGACCUCAGCUAUAGACACUUUACAAUCACCAAGAAGUAGCAGAACCCCUACUGAUAGCACAGAGGAAACGUCAAGCCCACCUCCAGCAACUUCAGUUACCGAAACGGGAAAGACGAGAGCUGAAACAACCCUUUCUCAGGCUUCUCCAAGUACAUCCACCAAGAGCGUAGAGCAGACCUCAGCUAUAGAAACUUUCCAAUCACCAAGAAGUAGCAGAACCCCUACUGAUAGCAGAGAGGAAACAUCAAGCCCACCUCCAGCAACUUCAGUGAUCGAAACGGGAAAGACGAGAGCUGAAACAACGGUUUCUCCGCCUUCUCCAAGUACAUCCACCAGGAGCGUAGAGCAGACCUCAGCUGAACAAACUGAUGCAUUACAAACAAGCAGCAGAGCCCCUACAGAGAGCAUAGAGGAAACGUCAAGCCCACCUCCAAGAACUUCAGUUACCGAAACGGGAAAGACGAGAGCUGAAACAACGGUUUCUCAGACUUCUCCAGGUACAUCCACCAAGAGCGUAGAGGAGACCUCAUAUAUAGAAACUUCCCAAUCACCAACAAGCAGCGGAGCCCCUACGGAGAGCAUAGAGGAAACCUCAAGUUCACCUUCAGCAACUUCAGUUACCGAAAUGGGAAAGAUGACAGCUGAAACGUUUUCUCAGCCUUCUCUAGGUACAUCGACCAAGAGCGUAGAGGAAACCUCAGCUAUAGAAAUUUCCCCUUCACCAAUAAGUAGCAAAACCCCUACUGAUAGUACAGAGGAAAUGUCAAGCCCACCUCCAGGAACUUCAGUUACCGAAACGGGAAAGACGAGAGCUGAAACAACCCUUUCUCAGCCUUCUCCAAGUACAUCCACCAAGAGCGUAGAGCAGACCUCAGCUAUAGAAACUUUCCAAUCACCAAGAAGUAGCAGAACCCCUACUGAUAGCAGAGAGGAAACAUCAAGCCCACCUCCAGCAACUUCAGUGAUCGAAACGGGAAAGACGAGAGCUGAAACAACGUUUUCUCAGCCUUCUCCAAGUACAUCCACGAAGGGCAUAGAGGAGACCUCAGCUAUAGAAACUUCCCAAUCACCAACAAGCAGCGGAGCCCCUACAGAGAGCAUAGAAGAAACGUCAAGCCCACCUCCAAGAACUUCAGUUACCGAAACGGGAAAGACGAGAGCUGAAACAACGGUUUCUCAGACUUCUCCAGGUACAUCCACCAAGAGCGUAGAGGAGACCUCAUAUAUAGAAACUUCCCAAUCACCAACAAGCAGCGGAGCCCCUACGGAGAGCAUAGAGGAAACGUCAAGUUCACCUUCAGCAACUUCAGUUACCGAAACGGGAAAGAUGACAGCUGAAACGUUUUCUCAGCCUUCUCUAGGUACAUCGACCAAGAGCGUAGAGGAAACCUCAGCUAUAGAAAUUUCCCCUUCACCAAUAAGUAGCAAAACCCCUACUGAUAGUACAGAGGAAAUGUCAAGCCCACCUCCAGGAACUUCAGUUACCGAAACGGGAAAGACGAGAGCUGAAACAACUCUUUCUCAGCCUUCUCCAAGUACAUCCACCAAGAGCGUAGAGCAGACCUCAGCUAUAGAAACAUUCCAAUCACCAAGAAGUAGCAGAACCCCUACUGAUAGCAGAGAGGAAACAUCAAGCCCACCUCCAGCAACUUCAGUGAUCGAAACGGGAAAGACGAGAGCUGAAACAACGGUUUCUCCGCCUUCUCCAAGUACAUCCACCAGGAGCGUAGAGCAGACCUCAGCUGAACAAACUGAUGCAUUACAAACAAGCAGCGGAGCCCCUACAGAGAGCAUAGAGGAAACGUCAAGCCCACCUCCAGCAACUUCAGUUAUCAAAAUGGGAAAGACGAGAGCUGAAACAACGGUUUCUCCGCCUUCUCCAACUACAUCCACCAAGAGCGUAGAGCAGACCUCACCUGAAGAAACUGACGCAUCACAAACAAGCAGCAGAGCCCCAACUGAUAGCACAGAGGAAACGUCAAGCCCACCUCCAGCAACUUCAGUUCCUGAAAUGCAAAAUACGCCAGCUGAAACAACAGUUUCUCAGGCUUCUCCAAGUACAUCCACCAAGAGCGUAGAGGAGACCUCAGGUAUAGAAACUUUCCCAUCACCAAGAAGUAGCAGAACCCCUACUGAUAGCACAGAGGAAACGUCAAAUCCACCUCCAGCAACUUCAGUUACCGAAACAGAAAUGACGAGAGCUGAAGCAACGGUUUCUCAGCCUUCUCCAGGUACAUCCACCAAGAGCGUAGAGGAGACCUCAGGUAUAGAAACUUUCCAAUCACCAAGAAGUAGCAGAACCCCUACUGAUAGCACAGAGGAAACGUCAAGUCCACCUCCUGGAACUUCAGUUACCGAAACGGGAAAGACGAGAGCUGAAACAACGGUUUCUCAGACUUCUCCAGGUACAUCCACCAAGAGCGUAGAGCAGACCUCAUCUGAAGAAACUGCCGCAUCACCAACAAGCAUCGGAGCCCCUACAGAGAGCAUAGAGGAAACAUCAAGUCCACCUCCAGCAACUUCAGUUACCGAAACGGGAAAUACGAGAGCUGAAACAACGAUUUCUCAGCCUUCUCCAAGUACAUCCACCAAGAGCGUAGAGCAGACCUCAGCUAUAAAAACUGCCGCAUCACCAACAAGGAGCGGAGCCCCUACUGAGAGCAUAGAGGAAACGUCAAGCCCACCUCCAGCAACUUCAGUUACUGAAACGGGAAAGACGAGAGCUGAAACAACGGUUUCUCAGCCUUCUCCAGGUACAUCCACCAAGAGCGUAGAGCAGACCUCAUCUGAAGAAACUGCUGCACCACCAACAAGCAGCGGAGCCCCUACUGAGAGCAUAGAGGAAACGUCAAGCCCACCUCCGGCAAUUUCAAUUACCGAAACGGGAAAGAUGACAGCUGAAACAACGUUUUCUCAGCCUUCUCCAGGUACAUCCACCAGGAGCGUAGAGCAGACCUCAUCUGAAGAAACUGCCGCAUCACCAACAAGCAGCGGACCCCCUACUGAGAGCAUAGAGGAAACGUCAAGCCCACCUCCAGCAACUUCAGUUACCGAAACAAGAAAGACGAGAGCUGAAACAACGGUUUCUCCGCCUUCUCCAAGUACAUCCACCAGGAGCGUAGAGCAGACCUCAGCUGAACAAACUGAUGCAUUACAAACAAGCAGCGGAGCCCCUACAGAGAGCAUAGAGGAAACGUCAAGCCCACCUCCAAGAACUUCAGUUACCGAAACGGGAAAGACGAGAGCUGAAACAACGGUUUCUCAGACUUCUCCAAGUACAUCCACCAAGAGCGUAGAGCAGACCUCAGCUAUAGAAACUUUCCAAUCACCAAGAAGUAGCAGAACCCCUACUGAUAGCAGAGAGGAAACAUCAAGCCCACCUUCAGCAACUUCAGUUACCGAAACGGGAAAGAUGACAGCUGAAACGUUUUCUCAGCCUUCUCUAGGUACAUCGACCAAGAGCGUAGAGGAAACCUCAGCUAUAGAAAUUUCCCCUUCACCAAUAAGUAGCAAAACCCCUACUGAUAGUACAGAGGAAAUGUCAAGCCCACCUCCAGGAACUUCAGUUACCGAAACGGGAAAGACGAGAGCUGAAACAACGGUUUCUCAGCCUUCUCCAAGUACAUCCACCAAGAGCGUAGAGCAGACCUCAGCUAUAGAAACUUUCCAAUCACCAAGAAGUAGCAGAACCCCUACUGAUAGCAGAGAGGAAACAUCAAGCCCACCUCCAGCAACUUCAGUGAUCGAAACGGGAAAGACGAGAGCUGAAACAACGGUUCCUCCGCCUUCUCCAAGUACAUCCACCAGGAGCGUAGAGGAGACCUCAGCUGAACAAACUGAUGCAUUACAAACAAGCAGCGGAGCCCCUACAGAGAGCAUAGAGGAAACGUCAAGCCCACCUCCAGCAACUUCAGUUAUCAAAAUGGGAAAGACGAGAGCUGAAACAAUGGUUUCUCCGCCUUCUCCAACUACAUCCACCAAGAGCGUAGAGCAGACCUCAGCUGAAGAAACUGACGCAUCACAAACAAGCAGCAGAGCCCCUACUGAUAGCACAGAGGAAACGUCAAGCCCACCUCCAGCAACUUCAGUUCCUGAAAUGCAAAAUACGACAGCUGAAACAACAGUUUCUCAGGCUUCUCCAAGUACAUCCACCAAGAGCGUAGAGAAGACCUCAGGUAUAGAAACCUUCCCAUCACCAAGAAGUAGCAGAACCCCUACUGAUAGCACAGAGGAAACGUCAAAUCCACCUCCAGCAACUUCAGUUACCGAAACAGAAAAGACGAGAGCUGAAACAACGGUUUCUCCGCCUUCUCCAAGUACAUACACCAGGAGCGUACAGCAGACCUCAGCUGAAGAAACUGCCACAUCACCAACAAGCAGCGGAGCCCCUACAGAGAGCAUAGAGGAAACAUCAAGUCCACCUCCUGGAACUUCAGUUACCGAAACGGGAAAGACGAGAGCUGAAACAACGGUUUCUCAGACUUCUCCAGGUACAUCCACCAAGAGCGUAGAGCAGACCUCAUCUGAAGAAACUGCCGCAUCACCAACAAGCAGCGGAGCCCCUACAGAGAGCAUAGAGGAAACGUCAAGCCCACCUCCAGCAACUUCAGUUACCGAAACGGGAAAGACGAGAGCUAAAACAACGUUUUCUCAGCCUUCUCCAAGUACAUCCACCAAGAGCGUAGAGCAGACCUCAGCUAUAGAAACUGCCGCAUCACCAACAAGGAGCGGAGCCCCUACUGAGAGCAUAGAGGAAACGUCAAGCCCAUCUCCAGCAACUGCAGUUACCGAAGCGGGAAAGAUGAGAGCUGAAACAGCGGUUUCUCCGCCUUCUCCAAGUACAUCCACCAGGAGCGUAGAGCAGACCUCAGCUGAAGAAAAUGAUGCAUCACAAACAAGCAGCGGAGCCCCUACAGAGAGCAUAGAGGAAACGUCAAGCCCACCUCCAGCAACUUCAGUUACUGAAACGGGAAAGACGAGAGCUGAAACAACGGUUUCUCAGCCUUCUCCAGGUACAUCCACCAAGGGCAUAGAGGAGACCUCAGUUGAAGAAUCUUUCCAAUCACCAAGAAGUAGCAGAACCCCUACUGAUAGCACAGAGGAAACGUCAAGUCCACCUUCAGGAACUUCAGUUACCGAAACGGGAAAGACGAGAGCUGAAACAACCGUUUCUCAGCCUUCUCCAAGUACAUCCACCAGGAGCGUAGAGCAGACCUCAGCUGAAGAAACUGAUGCAUCACAAACAAGCAGCGGAGCCCCUACUGAGAGCAUAGAGGAAACGUCAAGCCCACCUCCAGGAACUUCAGUUACCGAAACGGGAAAGACGAGAGCUGAAACAACGGUUACUCAGCCUUCUCCAAGUACAUCCACCAAGGGCAUAGAGAAGACCUCAGGUAUAGAAACUUCCCAAUCACCAACAAGCAGCGGAGCCCCUACUGAUAGUACAGAGGAAACGUCAAGCCCACCUCCAGCAACUUCAUUUCCUGAAAUGCAAAAUACGACAGUUGAAACAACGGUUUCUCAGCCUUCUCCAAGUACAUCCACCAAGGGCGGAGAGGAGACCUCAGGUAUAGAAACUUUCCCAUCACCAAGAAGUAGCAAAACCCCUAUUGAUAGCACAGAAGAAACGUCAAGCCCACCUCCAGCAACUUCAGUUACCGAAACGGGAAAGACGAGAGCUGAAACAACGGUUUCUCAGCCUUCUCCAAGUACAUACACCAGGAGCGUAGAGCAGACCUCAUCUGAAGAAACUCCCACAUCACCAACAAGCAGCGGAGCCCCUACAGAGAGCAUAGAGGAAACGUCAAGCCCACCUCCAGGAACUUCAGUUACCGAAACGGGAAAGACGAGAGCUGAAACAACGGUUACUCAGCCUUCUCCAAGUACAUCCACCAAGGGCAUAGAGAAGACCUCAGGUAUAGAAACUUCCCAAUCACCAACAAGCAGCGGAGCCCCUACUGAUAGUACAGAGGAAACGUCAAGCCCACCUCCAGCAACUUCAUUUCCUGAAAUGCAAAAUACGACAGUUGAAACAACGGUUUCUCAGCCUUCUCCAAGUACAUCCACCAAGGGCGGAGAGGAGACCUCAGGUAUAGAAACUUUCCCAUCACCAAGAAGUAGCAAAACCCCUAUUGAUAGCACAGAAGAAACGUCAAGCCCACCUCCAGCAACUUCAGUUACCGAAACGGGAAAGACGAGAGCUGAAACAACGGUUUCUCAGCCUUCUCCAAGUACAUACACCAGGAGCGUAGAGCAGACCUCAUCUGAAGAAACUCCCACAUCACCAACAAGCAGCGGAGCCCCUACAGAGAGCAUAGAGGAAACGUCAAGCCCACCUCCAGCAACUUCAAUUACCAAAACGGGAAAGAUGACAGCUGAAACAACGGUUUCUCAGCCUUCUCCAGGUACAUCCACCAAGAGCGUAGAGCAGACCUCAGCUAUAGAAAUUUUCCCAUCACCAAAAAGCAGCGGAGCCCCUACUGAGAGGAUAGAGGAAACGUCAAGCUCACCUCCAGCAACUUCAGUUACCGAAAUGGGAAAAACGAGAGCUGAAACAACGGUUUCUCAGCCUUCUCCAGGUACAUCCAACAAUGGUGUAGAGGAGACCUCAGCUAUAGAAACUCCCACAUCACCAAGAAGUAGCAGAACCCCUACUGAGAGCAUAGAGGAAACGUCAAGCCCACCUCCAGGAACUUCAGUGACCAAAACGGGAAAGACGAGAGCUGAAACAACGGUUUCUCAGCCUUCUCCAGGUACAUCCACCAAGAGCGUAGAGCAGACCUCAGCUAUAGAAAUUUUCCCAUCACCAAAAAGCAGCGGAGCCCCUACUGAGAGGAUAGAGGAAACGUCAAGCUCACCUCCAGCAACUUCAGUUACCGAAAUGGGAAAAAAGAGAGCUGAAACAACGGUUUCUCCGCCUUCUCAAACUACAUCCACCAAUGGUGUAGAGGAGACCUCAGCUAUAAAAACUUUUCCAUCACCAAGAAGUAGCAGAACCCCUACUGAGAGCAUAGAGGAAACGUCAAGCCCACCUCCAGGAACUUCAGUGACCGAAACGGGAAAGACGAGAGCUGAAACAACGGUUUCGCAGCCUUCUCCAGGUACAUCCACCAAGAGCGUAGAGGAAACCUCUGCUAUAGAAACUUCCCCAUCACCAAUAAGUAGCAGAACCCCUACUGAUAGAACAGAGGAAACGUCAAGCCCACCUCCAGCAACUUCAAUUACCGACACGGGAACGAGAGCUGAAACAACGGUUUCUCAGCCUUCUCCAGGUAUAUCCACCAAGAGCGUAGAGCAGACCUCAGCUAUAGAAAUAUUCCCAUCACCAAAAAGCAGCGGAGCCCCUACUGAGAGGAUAGAGGAAACGUCAAGCUCACCUAUAGCAACUUCAGUUACCGAAACGGGAAAGACGAGAGCUGAAACAACGGUUUCUCAGCCUUCUCCAAGUACAUCCACCAGGAGCGUAGAGCAGACCUCAUCUGAAGAAACUCCCACAUCACCAAGAAGCAGCGGAGCCCCUACAGAGAGCAUAGAGGAAACGUCAAGCCCACCUCCAGCAACUUCAGUUACCGAAACAGGAAAGACGAGAGUUGAAACAACGGUUUCUCAGCCUUCUCCAGGUACAUCCACCAAGAGCGUAGGGGAGACCUCAGCUAUAGACACUUUCCAAUCACCAAGAAGUAGCAGAACCCCUACUGAUAGCACAGAGGAAACGUCAAGUCCACCUUCAGGAACUUCAGUUACCGAAAUGGGAAAGACGAGAGCUGAAACAACCGUUUCUCAGCCUUCUCCAAGUACAUCCACCAAGCGCGUAGAGCAGACCUCAGCUGAAGAAACUGAUGCAUCACAAACAAGCAGCGGAGCCCCUACUGAGAGCAUAGAGGAAACGUCAAGCCCACCUCCAGGAACUUCAGUUACCGAAACGAGAAAGACGAGAGCUGAAACAACGGUUUCUCCGCCUUCUCCAACUACAUCCACCAAGAGCGUAGAGCAGACCUCACCUGAAGAAACUGACGCAUCACAAACAAGCAGCAGAGCCCCUACUGAUAGCACAGAGGAAACGUCAAGCCCACCUCCAGCAACUUCAGUUCCUGAAAUGCAAAAUACGACAGCUGAAACAACAGUUUCUCAGGCUUCUCCAAGUACAUCCACCAAGAGCGUAGAGGAGACCUCAGGUAUAGAAACUUUCCCAUCACCAAGAAGUAGCAGAACCCCUACUGAUAGCACAGAGGAAACGUCAAAUCCACCUCCAGCAACUUCAGUUACCGAAACAGAAAAGACGAGAGCUGAAGCAACGGUUUCUCAGCCUUCUCCAGGUACACCCACCAAGAGCGUAGAGGAGACCUCAGGUAUAGAAACUUUCCAAUCACCAAGAAGUAGCAGAACCCCUACUGAUAGCACAGAGGAAACGUCAAGCCCACCUCCAGCAACUUCAAUUACCGAAACGGGAAAGACGAGAGCUGAAACAACGGUUUCUCUGCCUUCUCCAAGUACAUCCACCAGGAGUGUAGAGCAGACCUCAGCUGAAGAAACUGCCACAUCACCAACAAGCAGCGGAGCCCCUACAGAGAGCAUAGAGGAAAUAUCAAGUCCACCUCCUGGAACUUCAGUUACCGAAACGGGAAAGACGAGAGCUGAAACAACGAUUUCUCAGCCUUCUCCAAGUACAUCCACCAAGAGCGUAGAGCAGACCUCAGCUAUAGAAACUGCCACAUCACCAACAAGGAGCGGAGCCCCUACUGAGAGCAUAGAGGAAACGUCAAGCCCAUCUCCAGCAACUGCAGUUACCGAAGCGGGAAAGAUGAGAGCUGAAACAGCGGUUUCUCCGCCUUCUCCGAGUACAUCCACCAGGAGCGUAGAGCAGACCUCAGCUGAAGAAACUGAUGCAUCACAAACAAGCAGCGGAGCCCCUACAGAGAGCAUAGAGGAAACGUCAAGCCCACCUCCAGCAACUUCAGUUACUGAAACGGGAAAGACGAGAGCUGAAACAACGGUUUCUCAGCCUUCUCCAGGUACAUCCACCAAGGGCAUAGAGGAGACCUCAGUUGAAGAAUCUUUCCAAUCACCAAGAAGUAGCAGAACCCCUACUGAUAGCACAGAGGAAACGUCAAGUCCACCUUCAGGAACUUCAGUUACCGAAACGGGAAAGACGAGAGCUGAAACAACCGUUUCUCAGCCUUCUCCAAGUACAUCCACCAAGAGCGUAGAGCAGACCUCAGCUGAAGAAACUGAUGCAUUACAAACAAGCAGCGGAGCCCCUACAGAGAGCAUAGAGGAAACGUCAAGCCCACCUCCAGCAACUUCAGUUAUCAAAAUGGGAAAGACGAGAGCUGAAACAACGGUUUCUCCGCCUUCUGCAACUACAUCCACCAAGAGCGUAGAGGAGACCUCAGCUAUAGACACUUUCCAAUCACCAAGAAGUAGCAGAACCCCUACUGAUAGCAGAGAGGAAACAUCAAGCCCACCUCCAGCAACUUCAGUGAUCGAAACGGGAAAGACGAGAGCUGAAACAACGGUUUCUCCGCCUUCUCCAAGUACAUCCACCAGGAGCGUAGAGCAGACCUCAGCUGAACAAACUGAUGCAUUACAAACAAGCAGCGGAGCCCCUACAGAGAGCAUAGAGGAAACGUCAAGCCCACCUCCAAGAACUUCAGUUACCGAAACGGGAAAGACGAGAGCUGAAACAACGGUUUCUCAGACUUCUCCAGGUACAUCCACCAAGAGCGUAGAGGAGACCUCAAAUAUAGAAACUUCCCAAUCACCAACAAGCAGCGGAGCCCCUACGGAGAGCAUAGAGGAAACGUCAAGUUCACCUUCAGCAACUUCAGUUACCGAAACGGGAAAGAUGACAGCUGAAACGUUUUCUCAGCCUUCUCUAGGUACAUCGACCAAGAGCGUAGAGGAAACCUCAGCUAUAGAAAUUUCCCCUUCACCAAUAAGUAGCAAAACCCCUACUGAUAGUACAGAGGAAAUGUCAAGCCCACCUCCAGGAACUUCAGUUACCGAAACGGGAAAGACGAGAGCUGAAACAACGCUUUCUCCGUCUUCUCCAACUACAUCCACCAAGAGCGUAGAGCAGACCUCAGCUGAAGAAACUGACGCAUCACAAACAAGCAGCAGAGCCCCUACUGAUAGCACAGAGGAAACGUCAAGCCCACCUCCAGGAACUUCAGUUCCUGAAAUGCAAAAUACGACAGCUGAAACAACAGUUUCUCAGGCUUCUCCAAGUACAUCCACCAAGAGCGUAGAGAAGACCUCAGGUAUAGAAACUUUCCCAUCACCAAGAAGUAGCAGAACCCCUACUGAUAGCACAGAGGAAACGUCAAAUCCACCUCCAGCAACUUCAGUUACCGAAACAGAAAAGACGAGAGCUGAAACAACGGUUUCUCCGCCUUCUCCAAGUACAUACACCAGGAGCGUACAGCAGACCUCAGCUGAAGAAACUGCCACAUCACCAACAAGCAGCGGAGCCCCUACAGAGAGCAUAGAGGAAACAUCAAGUCCACCUGCAGGAACUUCAGUUACCGAAACGGGAAAGACGAGAGCUGAAACAACGGUUUCUCAGACUUCUCCAGGUACAUCCACCAAGAGCGUAGAGCAGACCUCAUCUGAAGAAACUGCCGCAUCACCAACAAGCAGCGGAGCCCCUACAGAGAGCAUAGAGGAAACGUCAAGCCCACCUCCAGCAACUUCAGUUACCGAAACGGGAAAGACGGGAGCUAAAACAACGUUUUCCCAGCCUUCUCCAAGUACAUCCACCAAGAGCGUAGAGCAGACCUCAGCUAUAGAAACUGCCGCAUCACCAACAAGGAGCGGAGCCCCUACUGAGAGCAUAGAGGAAACGUCAAGCCCAUCUCCAGCAACUGCAGUUACCGAAGCGGGAAAGAUGAGAGCUGAAACAGCGGUUUCUCCGCCUUCUCCAAGUACAUCCACCAGGAGCGUAGAGCAGACCUCAGCUGAAGAAACUGAUGCAUCACAAACAAGCAGCGGAGCCCCUACUGAGAGCAUAGAGGAAAUGUCAAGCCCACCUCCAGCAACUUCAGUUACUGAAACGGGAAAGACGAGAGCUGAAACAACGGUUUCUCAGCCUUCUCCAGCUACAUCCACCAAGGGCAUAGAGGAGACCUCAGUUGAAGAAUCUUUCCAAUCACCAACAAGCAGCGGAGCCCCUACUGAUAGUACAGAGGAAACGUCAAGCCCACCUCCAGCAACUUCAUUUCCUGAAAUGCAAAAUACGACAGCUGAAACAACGGUUUCUCAGCCUUCUCCAAGUACAUCCACCAAGGGCGGAGAGGAGACCUCAGGUAUAGAAACUUUCCCAUCACCAAGAAGUAGCAAAACCACUAUUGAUAGCACAGAGGAAACGUCAAGCCCACCUCCAGCAACUUCAGUUACCGAAACGGGAAAGACGAGAGCUGAAACAACGGUUUCUCAGCCUUCUCCAAGUACAUACACCAGGAGCGUAGAGCAGACCUCAUCUGAAGAAACUCCCACAUCACCAACAAGCAGCGGAGCCCCAACAGAGAGCAUAGAGGAAACGUCAAGCCCACCUCCAGCAACAUCAAUUACCAAAACGGGAAAGAUGACAGCUGAAACAACGGUUUCUCAGCCUUCUCCAGGUACAUCCACCAAGAGCGUAGAGCAGACCUCAGCUAUAGAAAUUUUCCCAUCACCAAAAAGCAGCGGAGCCCCUACUGAGAGCAUAGAGGAAACGUCAAGCCCACCUCCAGGAACUUCAGUGACCAAAACGGGAAAGACGAGAGCUGAAACAACGGUUUCUCAGCCUUCUCCAGGUACAUCCACCAAGAGCGUAGAGCAGACCUCAGCUAUAGAAAUUUUCCCAUCACCAAAAAGCAGCGGAGCCCCUACUGAGAGGAUAGAGGAAACGUCAAGCUCACCUCCAGCAACUUCAGUUACCGAAAUGGGAAAAAAGAGAGCUGAAACAACGGUUUCUCAGCCUUCUCCAGGUACAUCCACCAAUGGUGUAGAGGAGACCUCAGCUAUAGAAACUUUCCCAUCACCAAGAAGUAGCAGAACCCCUACUGAGAGCAUAGAGGAAACGUCAAGCCCACCUCCAGGAACUUCAGUGACCGAAACGGGAAAGACGAGAGCUGAAACAACGGUUUCGCAGCCUUCUCCAGGUACAUCCACCAAGAGCGUAGAGGAAACCUCUGCUAUAGAAACUUCCCCAUCACCAAUAAGUAGCAGAACCCCUACUGAUAGAACAGAGGAAACGUCAAGCCCACCUCCAGCAACUUCAAUUACCGACACGGGAACGAGAGCUGAAACAACGGUUUCUCAGCCUUCUCCAGGUACAUCCACCAAGAGCGUAGAGCAGACCUCAGCUAUAGAAAUAUUCCCAUCACCAAAAAGCAGCGGAGCCCCUACUGAGAGGAUAGAGGAAACGUCAAGCUCACCUCCAGCAACUUCAGUUACCGAAACGGGAAAGACGAGAGCUGAAACAACGGUUUCUCAGCCUUCUCCAGGUUCAUCCACCAAUGGUGUAGAGGAGACCUCAGUUAUAAAAACUUUCCAAUCACCAAGAAGUAGCAGAACCCCUACUGAUAGCACAGAGGAUACGUCAAGCCCACCUCCAGCAACUUCAGUUCCUGAAAGGCAAAAUUCGACAGCUGAAACAACAGUUUCUCAGGCUUCUCCAAGUACAUCCCCCAAGAGCGUAGAGGAAACCUCAGCUAUAGAAAUUUCCCCAUCACCAAUAAGUAGCAAAACCCCUACUGAUAGUACAGAGGAAACAUCAAGCCCACCUUCAGCAACUUCAUUUCCUGAAAUGCAAAAUACGACAGCUGAAACAACGGUUUCUCAGGCUUCUCCAAGUACAUCCACCAAGAGCGUAGAGCAGACCUCAGCUGAAGAAUCUGCCGCAUCACCAACAAGCAGCGGAGCCCCUACGGAGAGCAUAGAGGAAACGUCAAGCCCACCUCCAGCAAUUUCAAUUACCAAAACGGGAAAGAUAACAGCUGAAACAACGUUUUCUCUGCCUUCUCCAAGUACAUCCACCAAGAGCGUAGACGAGACCUCAGGUAUAGAAACUUUCCCAAUACCAAGAAGUAGUAGAACCCCUACUGAUAGCACAGAGGAAACGUCAAGUCCACCUCCAGGAACUUCAGUUACCGAAACGGGAAAGACGAGAGCUGAGACAACGGUUUCUCAGCCUUUUCCAGGUACAUCCACCAGGAGCGUAGAGCAGACCUCAUCUGAAGAAACUGCCGCAUCAUCAACAAGCAGCGGAGCCCCUACUGAGAGCAUAGAGGAAACGUCAAGCCCAUCUCCAGCAACUUCAGUUACCAAAACGGGAAAGAUGAGAGCUGAAACAACGGUUUCUCAGCCUUCUCCAAGUACAUCCACCAAGAGCGUAGAGCAGACCUCAGCUGGAGAAUCUGCCGCAUCAGCAACAAGCAGCGGAGCCCCUACUGAGAGCAUAGAGGAAACGUCAGGCCCACCUCCGGCAAUUUCAAUUACCGAAACGGGAAAGAUGACAGCUGAAACAACGUUUUCUCAGCCUUCUCCAGGUACAUCCACCAAGAGCGUAGAGGAGACCUCAGGUAUAGAAACUUUCCCAAUACCAAGAAGUAGCAGAACCCCUACUGAUAGUACAGAGGAAACGUCAAGCCCACCUCCAGCAACUUCAUUUCCUGAAAUGCAAAAUACGACAGCUGAAACAACGGUUUCUCAGGCUUCUCCAAGUACAUCCACCAAGGGCGGAGAGGAGACCUCAGGUAUAGAAACUUUCCCAUCACAAAGAAGUAGCAAAAACCCUAUUGAUAGCACAGAGGAAACGUCAAGCCCACCUCCAGCAACUUCAGUUACCGAAACGGGAAAGACGAGAGCUGAAACAACGGUUUCUCCGCCUUCUCCAAGUACAUACACCAGGAGCCUAGAGCAGACCUCAUCUGAAGAAACUCCCACAUCACCAAGAAGCAGCGGAGCCCCUACAGAGAGCAUAGAGGAAACGUCAAGCCCACCUCCAGCAACUUCAGUUACCGAAACAGGAAAGACGAGAGUUGAAACAACGGUUUCUCAGCCUUCUCCAGGUACAUCCACCAAGAGCGUAGGGGAGACCUCAGCUAUAGACACUUUCCAAUCACCAAGAAGUAGCAGAACCCCUACUGAUAGCACAGAGGAAACGUCAAGCCCACCUCCAGCAACUUCAGUUCCCGAAACGGGAAAGACGAGAGCUGAAACAACCGUUUCUCAGCCUUCUCCAAGUACAUCCACCAAGAGCGUAGAGCAGACCUCAGCUAUAGAAACUGCCGCAUCACCAACAAGCACCGGUGCCCCUACAGAGAGCAUAGAGGAAACGUCUAGCCCACCUCCAGCAACUUCAGUUACCGAAACGGGAAGGACGAGAGCUGAAACAAUGGUUUCUCAGCCAUCUCCAGGUACAUCCACCAAGAGCGUAGAGGAGACCUCAGCUGAAGAAACUGCCGCAUCACUAAGAAGUAGCAGAACCCCUAAUGAUAGCACAGAGGAAACAUCAAGCCCACCUCCAGGAACUUCAGUUACCGAAACGGGAAAGACGAGAGCUGAAACAACGGUUUCGCAGCCUUCUCCAGGUACAUCCACCAAGAGCGUAGAGCAGACCUCAGCUGAAGAAACUGCCGCAUCACUAAGAAGUAGCAGAACCCCUAAUGAUAGCACAGAGGAAACAUCAAGCCCACCUCCAGGAACUUCAGUUACCGAAACGGGAAAGACGAGAGCUGAAACAACGGUUUCGCAGCCUUCUCCAGGUACAUCCACCAAGAGCGUAGAGCAGACCUCAGCUGAAGAAACUGUCGAAUCACCAACAAGCAGCGGAGCCCCUACUGAGAGCAUAGAGGAAACGUCAAGCCCACCUCCAGGAACUUCAGUUACCGAAACGGGAAAGAUGACAGCUGAAACAACGUUUUCUCAGCCUUCUCCAGGUACAUCCACCAAGAGAGUAGAGCAGACCUCAUCUGAAGAAACUGCCGCAUCACCAACAAGCAGCGGAUCCCCUACUGAGAGCAAAGAGGAAACGUCAAGCCCACCUCCAGUAACUUCAGUUACCGAAACGGGAAAGACGAGAGCUGAAACAACGGUUUCGCAGCCUUCUCCAGGUACAUCCACCAAGAGCGCAGAGCAGACCUCAUCUGAAGAAACUGCCACAUCACCAACAAGCAGCGGAGCCUCUACUGAGAGCAUAGAGGAAACGUCAAGCCCAUCUCCAGCAACUUCAGUUACCAAAACGGGAAAGACGAGAGCUGAAACAACGGUUUCUCAGGCUUCUCCAAGUACAUCCACCAAGGGCGGAGAGGAGACCUCUGGUAUAGAAACUUUCCAAUCACCAAGAAGUAGCAGAACCCCUACGGAGAGCAUAGAGGAAACGUCAAUCCCACCUCCAGCAACUUCAGUUACCGAAACGGGAAAGAUGACAGCUGAAAGAACGGUUUCUCAGCCUUCUCCAGGUACAUCCACCAAGAGCGUAGAGCAGACCUCAUCUGAAGAAACUGCCGCAUCACCAACAAGCAGCAGAGCCCCUACGGAGAGCAUAGAGGAAACGUCAAGCCCACCUCCAGCAAUUUCAAUUACCAAAACGGGAAAGACGAGAGCUGAAACAACGGUUUCGCAGGCUUCUCCAAGUACAUCCACCAAGAGCGUAGAGGAGACCUCAGCUAUAGAAACUUUCCAAUCACCAAGAAGUAGCAGAACCCCUACUGAUAGCACAGAGGAAACGUCAAGCCCACCUCCAGCAACUUCAGUUACCGAAACGGGAAAGACGAUAGCUGAAACAACGGUUUCUCAGCCUUCUACAGGUACAUCUACCAUGAGCGUAGAGCAGACCACAGCUGAAGAAACUGACACAUCACAAACAAGCAGCGGAUCCCCUACGGAGAGCAUAGAGGAAACGUCAAGCCCACCUCCAGCAAUUUCAAUUACCAAAACGGGAAAAAUGACAGCUGAAACAACCGUUUCUCAGCCUUCUCCAGGUACAUUUACCAAGAGCGUAGAGCAGACCUCAGCUGAAGAAACUGUCGAAUCACCAACAAGCAGCGGAGGCCCUACUGAGAGCAUAGAGGAAACGUCAAGCCCACCUCCAGCAACUUCAGUUACCGAAACGGGAAAGAUGACAGCUGAAACAACGGUUUCUCAGCCUUCUCCAGGUACAUCCACCAAGAGCGUAGAGCAGACCUCAUCUGAAGAAACUGCCGCAUCACCAACAAGCAGCGGAGCCCCUACGGAGAGCAUAGAGGAAACGUCAAGCCCACCUCCAGCAAUUUCAAUUACCAAAACGGGAAAGACGAGAGCUGAAACAACGGUUUCGCAGGCUUCUCCAAGUACAUCCACCAAGAGCGUAGAGGAGACCUCAGCUAUAGAAACUUUCCAAUCACCAAGAAGUAGCAGAACCCCUACUGAUAGCACAGAGGAAACGUCAAGCCCACCUCCAGCAACUUCAGUUACCGAAACGGGAAAGACGAUAGCUGAAACAACGGUUUCUCAGCCUUCUACAGGUACAUCUACCAUGAGCGUAGAGCAGACCACAGCUGAAGAAACUGACACAUCACAAACAAGCAGCGGAGCCCCUACGGAGAGAAUAGAGGAAACGUCAAGCACACCUACAGCAUCUUCUGUUACCGAAAUGGGAAAGACGAGAACUGAGACAACGGUUUCUCCGCCGUCUCCAAGUAGAUCCACCAGGAACGUAGAGCAGACCUCAGCUGAACAAACUGAUGCAUUACAAACAAGCAGCGGAUCCCCUACGGAGAGCAUAGAGGAAACGUCAAGCCCACCUCCAGCAAUUUCAAUUACCAAAACGGGAAAAAUGACAGCUGAAACAACGGUUUCUCAGCCUUCUCCAGGUACAUUUACCAAGAGCGUAGAGCAGACCUCAGCUAUAGAAAUUGCCGCAUCACCAACAAGCAGCGGAGCCCCUACUGAGAGCAUAGAGGAAACGUCUAGCCCACCUCCAGCAACUUCAGUUACCGAAACGGGAAGGACGAGAGCUGAAACAACGGUUUCGCAGCCUUCUCCAGGUACAUCCACCAAGAGCGUAGAGCAGACCUCAGCUGAAGAAACUGUCGAAUCACCAACAAGCAGCAGAGCCCCUACUGAGAGCAUAGAGGAAACGUCAAGCCCACCUCCGGCAACUUCAGUUACCGAAACAGGAAAGACGAGAGCUGAAACAAUGUUUUCUCAGCCUUCUCCAGGUACAUUCACCAAGAGCGUAGAGGAGACCUCAUCUGAAGAAACUGCCGCAUCACCAACAAGCAGCGGAGCCCCUACGGAGAGCAUAGAGGAAACGUCAAGCCCACCUCCAGCAAUUUCAAUUACCAAAACGGGAAAGAUGACAGCUGAAACAACGUUUUCUCAGCCUUCUCCAGGUAAAUCCACCAAGAGCGUAGAGGAGACCUCAGGUAUAGAAACUUUCCCAAUACCAAGAAGUAGCAGAACCCCUACUGAUAGUACAGAGGAAACGUCAGGCCCACCUCCAGCAACUUCAUUUCCUGAAAUGCAAAAUACGACAGCUGAAACAACGUUUUCUCAGGCUUCUCCAAGUACAUCCACCAAGGGCGGAGAGGAGGCCUCAGGUAUAGAAACUUUCCCAUCACCAAGAAGUAGCAAAAACCCUAUUGAUAGCACAGAGGAAACGUCAAGCCCACCUCCAGCAACUUCAGUUACCGAAACGGGAAAGACGAGAGCUGAAACAACGGUUUCUCCGCCUUCUCCAAGUACAUACACCAGGAGCGUAGAGCAGACCUCAUCUGAAGAAACUCCCACAUCACCAACAAGCAGUGGAGCCCCUACAGAGAGCAUAGAGGAAACGUCAAGCCCACCUCCAGCAACUUCAGUUACCGAAACAGGAAAGACGAGAGCUGAAACAACGGUUUCUCAGGCUUCUCCAAGUACAUCCACCAAGAGCGUAGAGGAGACCUCAGCUAUAGAAACUUUCCAAUCACCAAGAAGUAGCAGAACCCCUACGGAGAGCAUAGAGGAAAUGUCAAGCCCACCUCCAACAAUUUCAGUUACCGAAAUGGGAAAGACGAGAGCUGAAACAACGGUUUCGCAGCCUUCUCCAGGUACAUCCACCAAGAGCGUAGAGCAGAACUCAUUUGAAGAAACUGCCGCAUCACCAACAAGCAGCGGAGCCCCUACGGAGAGCAUAGAGGAAACGUCAAGCCCACCUCCAGCAAUUUCAAUUACCAAAACGGGAAAGAUGACAGCUGAAACAAUGUUUUCUCAGCCUUCUCCAGGUACAUUCACCAAGAGCGUAGAGGAGACCUCAUCUGAAGAAACUGCCGCAUCACCAACAAGCAGCGGAGCCCCUACGGAGAGCAUAGAGGAAACGUCAAGCCCACCUCCAGCAAUUUCAAUUACCAAAACGGGAAAGAUGACAGCUGAAACAACGUUUUCUCAGCCUUCUCCAGGUAAAUCCACCAAGAGCGUAGAGGAGACCUCAGGUAUAGAAACUUUCCCAAUACCAAGAAGUAGCAGAACCCCUACUGAUAGUACAGAGGAAACGUCAAGCCCACCUCCAGCAACUUCAUUUCCUGAAAUGCAAAAUACGACAGCUGAAACAACGUUUUCUCAGGCUUCUCCAAGUACAUCCACCAAGGGCGGAGAGGAGGCCUCAGGUAUAGAAACUUUCCCAUCACCAAGAAGUAGCAAAAACCCUAUUGAUAGCACAGAGGAAACGUCAAGCCCACCUCCAGCAACUUCAGUUACCGAAACGGGAAAGACGAGAGCUGAAACAACGGUUUCUCCGCCUUCUCCAAGUACAUACACCAGGAGCGUAGAGCAGACCUCAUCUGAAGAAACUCCCACAUCACCAACAAGCAGUGGAGCCCCUACAGAGAGCAUAGAGGAAACGUCAAGCCCACCUCCAGCAACUUCAGUUACCGAAACAGGAAAGACGAGAGUUGAAACAACGGUUUCUCAGCCUUCUCCAGGUACAUCCACCAAGAGCGUAGAGGAGACCUCAGCUGAAGAAACUGCCGCAUCACUAAGAAGUAGCAGAACCACCAAUGAUAGCACAGAGGAAACGUCUAGCCCACCUCCAGGAACUUCAGUUACCGAAACGGGAAAGACGAGAGCUGAAACAACGGUUUCGCAGCCUUCUCCAGGUACAUCCACCAAGAGCGCAGAGCAGAUCUCAGCUGAAGAAACUGCCACAUUACCAACAAGCAGCGGAGGCCCUACUGAGAGCAUAGAGGAAACGUCAAGCCCACCUCCAGCAACUUCAGUUACCGAAACGGGAAAGACGAGAGCUGAAACAACGGUUUCACAGCCUUCUCCAGGUACAUCCACCAAGAGUGUAGAGCAGAACUCAGCUGCAGAAACUGCCACAUCACCAACAAGCAGCGGAGCAUCUACUGAGAGCAUAGAGGAAACGUCAAGCCCACCUCCAGCAACUUCAGUUACCGAAACGGGAAAGACGAGAGCUGAAACAACGGUUUCUCAGCCUUCUCCAAGUACAUCCACCAAGAGCGUAGAGCAGACCUCAGCUGGAGAAUCUGCUGCAUCACCAACAAGCAGCAGAGCCCCUACUGAGAGCAUAGAGGAAACGUCAAGCCCACCUCCGGCAACUUCAGUUACCGAAACAGGAAAGACGAGAGCUGAAACAACGGUUUCUCAGGCUUCUCCAAGUACAUCCACCAAGAGCGUAGAGGAGACCUCAGCUAUAGAAACUUUCCAAUCACCAAGAAGUAGCAGAACCCCUACUGAUAGCACAGAGGAAACGUCAAGCCCACCUCCAGCAACUUCAGUUACCGAAACGGGAAAGACGAUAGCUGAAACAACGGUUUCUCAGCCUUCUCCAGGUACAUCUACCAAGAGCGUAGAGCAGACCACAGCUGAAGAAACUGACACAUCACAAACAAGCAGCGGAGCCCCUACGGAGAGAAUAGAGGAAACGUCAAGCACACCUACAGCAUCUUCUGUUACCGAAAUGGGAAAGACGAGAGCUGAAACAACGGUUUCGCAGCCUUCUCCAGGUACAUCCACCAAGAGCGUAGAGCAGAACUCAGUUGAAGAAACUGCCGCAUCACCAACAAGCAACAGAGCCCCUACUGAGAGCAUAGAGGAAACGUCAAGCCCACCUCCAGCAACUUCAGUUACCGAAACAGGAAGGACGAGAGCUGAAACAACGGUUUCUCAGGCUUCUCCAAGUACAUCCACCAAGAGCGUAGAGGAGACCUCAGCUAUAGAAACUUUCCAAUCACCAAGCAGUAGCAGAACCCCUACGGAGAGCAUAGAGGAAAUGUCAAGCCCACCUCCAACAAUUUCAGUUUCCGAAACGGGAAAGACGAUAGCUGAAACAACGGUUUCUCAGCCUUCUCCAGGUACAUCUACCAAGAGCGUAGAGCAGACCACAGCUGAAGAAACUGACACAUCACAAACAAGCAGCGGAGCCCCUACGGAGAGAAUAGAGGAAACGUCAAGCACACCUACAGCAUCUUCUGUUACCGAAAUGGGAAAGACGAGAGCUGAAACAACGGUUUCGCAGCCUUCUCCAGGUACAUCCACCAAGAGCGUAGAGCAGAACUCAUUUGAAGAAACUGCCGCAUCACCAACAAGCAGCGGAGCCCCUACGGAGAGCAUAGAGGAAACGUCAAGCCCACCUCCAGCAAUUUCAAUUACCAAAACGGGAAAGAUGACAGCUGAAACAAUGUUUUCUCAGCCUUCUCCAGGUACAUCCACCAAGAGCGUAGAGGAGACCUCAUCUGAAGAAACUGCCGCAUCACCAACAAGCAGCGGAGCCCCUACGGAGAGCAUAGAGGAAACGUCAAGCCCACCACCAGCAAUUUCAAUUACCAAAACGGGAAAGAUGACAGCUGAAACAACGUUUUCUCAGCCUUCUCCAGGUAAAUCCACCAAGAGCGUAGAGGAGACCUCAGGUAUAGAAACUUUCCCAAUACCAAGAAGUAGCAGAACCCCUACUGAUAGUACAGAGGAAACGUCAAGCCCACCUCCAGCAACUUCAUUUCCUGAAAUGCAAAAUACGACAGCUGAAACAACGGUUUCUCAGGCUUCUCCAAGUACAUCCACCAAGGUCGGAGAGGAGACCUCAGGUAUAGAAACUUUCCCAUCACCAAGAAGUAGCAAAAACCCUAUUGAUAGCACAGAGGAAACGUCAAGCCCACCUCCAGCAACUUCAGUUACCGAAACGGGAAAGACGAGAGCUGAAACAACGGUUUCUCCGCCUUCUCCAAGUACAUACACCAGGAGCGUAGAGCAGACCUCAUCUGAAGAAACUCGCACAUCACCAACAAGCAGUGGAGCCCCUACAGAGAGCAUAGAGGAAACGUCAAGCCCACCUCCAGCAACUUCAGUUACCGAAACAGGAAAGACGAGAGUUGAAACAACGGUUUCUCAGCCUUCUCCAGGUACAUCCACCAAGAGCGUAGGGGAGACCUCAGCUAUAGACACUUUCCAAUCACCAAGAAGUAGCAGAACCCCUACUGAUAGCACAGAGGAAACGUCAAGCCCACCUCCAGCAACUUCAGUUACCGAAACGGGAAAGACGAGAGCUGAAACAACAGUUUCUCAGCCUUCUCCAAGUAUAUCCACCAAGAGCGUAGAGCAGACCUCAGCUAUAGAAACUGCCGCAUCACCAACAAGCAGCGGUGCCCCUACAGAGAGCAUAGAGGAAACGUCUAGCCCACCUCCAGCAACUUCAGUUACCGAAACGGGAAGGACGAGAGCUGAAACAACGGUUUCUCAGCCAUCUCCAGGUACAUCCACCAAGAGCGUAGAGGAGACCUCAGCUGAAGAAACUGCCGCAUCACUAAGAAGUAGCAGAACCGCCAAUGAUAGCACAGAGGAAACGUCUAGCCCACCUCCAGCAACUUCAGUUACCGAAACGGGAAAGACGAUAGCUGAAACAACGGUUUCGCAGCCUUCUCCAGGUACAUCCACCAAGAGCGCAGAGCAGAUCUCAGCUGAAGAAACUGCCACAUUACCAACAAGCAGCGGAGGCCCUACUGAGAGCAUAGAGGAAACGUCAAGCCCACCUCCAGCAACUUCAGUUACCGAAACGGGAAAGACGAGAGCUGAAACAACAGUUUCUCAGCCUUCUCCAAGUACAUCCACCAAGAGCGUAGAGCAGACCUCAGCUAUAGAAACUGCCGCAUCACCAACAAGCAGCGGUGCCCCUACAGAGAGCAUAGAGGAAACGUCUAGCCCACCUCCAGCAACUUCAGUUACCGAAACGGGAAGGACGAGAGCUGAAACAACGGUUUCUCAGCCAUCUCCAGGUACAUCCACCAAGAGCGUAGAGGAGACCUCAGCUGAAGAAACUGCCGCAUCACUAAGAAGUAGCAGAACCGCCAAUGAUAGCACAGAGGAAACGUCUAGCCCACCUCCAGCAACUUCAGUUACCGAAACGGGAAAGACGAUAGCUGAAACAACGGUUUCGCAGCCUUCUCCAGGUACAUCCACCAAGAGCGCAGAGCAGAUCUCAGCUGAAGAAACUGCCACAUUACCAACAAGCAGCGGAGGCCCUACUGAGAGCAUAGAGGAAACGUCAAGCCCACCUCCAGCAACUUCAGUUACCGAAACGGGAAAGACGAGAGCUGAAACAACGGUUUCACAGCCUUCUCCAGGUACAUCCACCAAGAGCGCAGAGCAGAACUCAGCUGCAGAAACUGCCACAUCACCAACAAGCAGCGGAGCAUCUACAGAGAGCAUAGAGGAAACGUCAAGCCCACCUCCAGCAACUUCAGUGACCGAAACGGGAAAGACGAGAGCUGAAACAACGGUUUCGCAGCCUUCUCCAGGUACAUCCACCAAGAGCGUAGAGCAGACCUCAGCUGAAGAAGCUGUCGAAUCACCAACAAGCAGCGGAGGCCCUACUGAGAGCAUAGAGGAAACGUCAAGCCCACCUCGAGCAACUUCAGUUACCGAAACGGGAAAGACGAGAGCUGAAACAACGGUUUCUCAGCCUUCUCCAAGUACAUCCACCAAGAGCGUAGAGCAGACCUCAGCUGGAGAAUCUGCUGCAUCACCAACAAGCAGAAGAGCCCCUACUGAGAGCAUAGAGGAAACGUCAAGCCCACCUCCGGCAACUUCAGUUACCGAAACAGGAAAGACGAGAGCUGAAACAACGGUUUCUCAGGCUUCUCCAAGUACAUCCACCAAGAGCGUAGAGGAGACCUCAGCUAUAGAAACUUUCCAAUCACCAAGAAGUAGCAGAACCCCUACUGAUAGCACAGAGGAAACGUCAAGCCCACCUCCAGCAACUUCAGUUACCGAAACGGGAAAGACGAUAGCUGAAACAACGGUUUCUCAGCCUUCUCCAGGUACAUCUACCAAGAGCGUAGAGCAGACCACAGCUGAAGAAACUGACACAUCACAAACAAGCAGCGGAGCCCCUACGGAGAGAAUAGAGGAAACGUCAAGCACACCUACAGCAUCUUCUGUUACCGAAAUGGGAAAGACGAGAGCUGAAACAACGGUUUCGCAGCCUUCUCCAGGUACAUCCACCAAGAGCGUAGAGCAGAACUCAGUUGAAGAAACUGCCGCAUCACCAACAAGCAACGGAGCCCCUACUGAGAGCAUAGAGGAAACGUCAAGCCCACCUCCAGCAACUUCAGUUACCGAAACAGGAAGGACGAGAGCUGAAACAACGGUUUCUCAGGCUUCUCCAAGUACAUCCACCAAGAGCGUAGAGGAGACCUCAGCUAUAGAAACUUUCCAAUCACCAAGAAGUAGCAGAACCCCUACGGAGAGCAUAGAGGAAAUGUCAAGCCCACCUCCAACAAUUUCAGUUACCGAAACGGGAAAGACGAUAGCUGAAACAACGGUUUCUCAGCCUUCUCCAGGUACAUCUACCAAGAGCAUAGAGCAGACCACAGCUGAAGAAACUGACACAUCACAAACAAGCAGCGGAGCCCCUACGGAGAGAAUAGAGGAAACGUCAAGCACACCUACAGCAUCUUCUGUUACCGAAAUGGGAAAGACGAGAGCUGAAACAACGGUUUCGCAGCCUUCUCCAGGUACAUCCACCAAGAGCGUAGAGCAGAACUCAUUUGAAGAAACUGCCGCAUCACCAACAAGCAGCGGAGCCCCUACGGAGAGCAUAGAGGAAACGUCAAGACCACCUCCAGCAAUUUCAAUUACCAAAACGGGAAAGAUGACAGCUGAAACAAUGUUUUCUCAGCCUUCUCCAGGUACAUCCACCAAGAGCGUAGAGGAUACCUCAUCUGAAGAAACUGCCGCAUCACCAACACGCAGCGGAGCCCCUACGGAGGGCAUAGAGGAAACGUCAAGCCCACCUCCAGCAAUUUCAAUUACCAAAACGGGAAAGAUGACAGCUGAAACAACGUUUUCUCAGCCUUCUUCAGGUAAAUCCACCAAGAGCGUAGAGGAGACCUCAGGUAUAGAAACUUUCCCAAUACCAAGAAGUAGCAGAACCCCUACUGAUAGUACAGAGGAAACGUCAAGCCCACCUCCAGCAACUUCAUUUCCUGAAAUGCAAAAUACGACAGCUGAAACAACGGUUUCUCAGGCUUCUCCAAGUACAUCCACCAAGGGCGGAGAGGAGACCUCAGGUAUAGAAACUUUCCCAUCACCAAGAAGUAGCAAAAACCCUAUUGAUAGCACAGAGGAAACGUCAAGCCCACCUCCAGCAACUUCAGUUACCGAAACGGGAAAGACGAGAGCUGAAACAACGGUUUCUCCGCCUUCUCCAAGUACAUACACCAGGAGCGUAGAGCAGACCUCAUCUGAAGAAACUCCCACAUCACCAACAAGCAGUGGAGCCCCUACAGAGAGCAUAGAGGAAACGUCAAGCCCACCUCCAGCAACUUCAGUUACCGAAACAGGAAAGACGAGAGUUGAAACAACGGUUUCUCAGCCUUCUCCAGGUACAUCCACCAAGAGCGUAGGGGAGACCUCAGCUAUAGACACUUUCCAAUCACCAAGAAGUAGCAGAACCCCUACUGAUAGCACAGACGAAACGUCAAGCCCACCUCCAGCAACUUCAGUUAACGAAACGGGAAAGACGAGAGCUGAAACAACAGUUUCUCAGCCUUCUCCAAGUACAUCCACCAAGAGCGUAGAGCAGACCUCAGCUAUAGAAACUGCCGCAUCACCAACAAGCAGCGGUGCCCCUACAGAGAGCAUAGAGGAAACGUCUAGCCCACCUCCAGCAACUUCAGUUACCGAAACGGGAAGGACGAGAGCUGAAACAACGGUUUCUCAGCCAUCUCCAGGUACAUCCACCAAGAGCGUAGAGGAGACCUCAGCUGAAGAAACUGCCGCAUCACUAAGAAGUAGCAUAACCGCCAAUGAUAGCACAGAGGAAACGUCUAGCCCACCUCCAGGAACUUCAGUUACCGAAACGGGAAAGACGAGAGCUGAAACAACGGUUUCUCAGCCAUCUCCAGGUACAUCCACCAAGAGUGUAGAGCAGAACUCAGCUGCAGAAACUGCCACAUCACCAACAAGCAGCGGAGCAUCUACAGAGAGCAUAGAGGAAACGUCAAGCCCACCUCCAGCAACUUCAGUGACCGAAACGGGAAAGACGAGAGCUGAAACAACGGUUUCGCAGCCUUCUCCAGGUACAUCCACCAAGAGCGUAGAGCAGACCUCAGCUGAAGAAACUGUCGAAUCACCAACAAGCAGCGGAGGCCCUACUGAGAGCAUAGAGGAAACGUCAAGCCCACCUCCAGCAACUUCAGUUACCGAAACGGGAAAGACGAGAGCUGAAACAACGGUUUCUCAGCCUUCUCCAAGUACAUCCACCAAGAGCGUAGAGCAGAACUCAGCUGGAGAAUCUGCUGCAUCACCAACAAGCAGCAGAGCCCCUACUGAGAGCAUAGAGGAAACGUCAAGCCCACCUCCGGCAACUUCAGUUACCGAAACAGGAAAGACGAGAGCUGAAACAACGGUUUCUCAGGCUUCUCCAAGUACAUCCACCAAGAGCGUAGAGGAGACCUCAGCUAUAGAAACUUUCCAAUCACCAAGAAGUAGCAGAACCCCUACUGAUAGCACAGAGGAAACGUCAAGCCCACCUCCAGCAACUUCAGUUACCGAAACGGGAAAGACGAUAGCUGAAACAACGGUUUCUCAGCCUUCUCCAGGUACAUCUACCAAGAGCGUAGAGCAGACCACAGCUGAAGAAACUGACACAUCACAAACAAGCAGCGGAGCCCCUACGGAGAGAAUAGAGGAAACGUCAAGCACACCUACAGCAUCUUCUGUUACCGAAAUGGGAAAGACGAGAGCUGAAACAACGGUUUCGCAGCCUUCUCCAGGUACAUCCACCAAGAGCGUAGAGCAGAACUCAGUUGAAGAAACUGCCGCAUCACCAACAAGCAACGGAGCCCCUACUGAGAGCAUAGAGGAAACGUCAAGCCCACCUCCAGCAACUUCAGUUACCGAAACAGGAAGGACGAGAGCUGAAACAACGGUUUCUCAGGCUUCUCCAAGUACAUCCACCAAGGGCAUAGAGGAGACCUCAGGUAUAGAAACUUUCCCAUCACCAAGAAGUAGCGGAGCCCCUACGGAGAGCAUAGAGGAAAAGUCAAGCCCACCUCCAGCAACUUCAGUUACCGAAACGGGAAAGACGACAGCUGAAACAACGGUUUCUCAGCCUUCUCCAAGUACAUCCACCAAGAGCGUAGAGCAGACCUCUGCUAUACAAACUGCCGCAUCACCAACAAGCAGCGGAGUCCCUACGGAGAGCAUAGAGGAAAUGUCAAGCCCACCUCCAGCAACUUCAGUUACCGAAACGGGAAAGACGAUAGCUGAAACAAUGGUUUCUCCGCCUUCUCCAAGUACAUCCACCAGGAGCGUAGAGCAGACCUCAGCUGAAGAAACUGACACAUCACAAACAAGCAGCGGUGCCCCUACAGAGAGCAUAGAGGAAACGUCUAGCCCACCUCCAGCAACUUCAGUUUCUGAAACGGGAAGGACGAGAGCUGAAACAACGGUUUCUCAGCCAUCUCCAGGUACAUCCACCAAGAGCGUAGAGGAGACCUCAUCUGAAGAAACUGCCGCAUCACCAACAAGCAGCGGAGCCCCUACGGAGAGCAUAGAGGAAACGUCAAGCCCACCUCCAGCAAUUUCAAUUACCAAAACGGGAAAAAUGACAGCUGAAACAACGGUUUCUCAGCCUUCUCCAGGUACAUUUACCAAGAGCGUAGAGCAGACCUCAGCUAUAGAAAUUGCCGCAUCACCAACAAGCAAUGGAGCCCCUACUGAGAGCAUAGAGGAAACGUCAAGCCCACCUGCAGCAACUUCAGUUACCGAAACAGGAAGGACGAGAGCUGAAACAACGGUUUCUCAGGCUUCUCCAAGUACAUCCACCAAGGGCAUAGAGGAGACCUCAGGUAUAGAAACUUUCCCAUCACCAAGAAGUAGCGGAGCCCCUACUGAGAGCAUAGAGGAAAAGUCAAGCCCACCUCCAGCAACUUCAUUUACCGAAACGGGAAAGACGAGAGCUGAGACAACGGUUUCUCAGCCUUUUCCAGGUACAUCCACCAGGAGCGUAGAGCAGACCUCAUCUGAAGAAACUGCCGCAUCACCAACAAGCAGCGGAGCCCCUACUGAGAGCAUAGAGGAAACGUCAAGCCCAUCUCCAGCAACUUCAGUUACCAAAACGGGAAAGAUGAGAGCUGAAACAACGGUUUCUCAGCCUUCUCCAAGUACAUCCACCAAGAGCGUAGAGCAGACCUCAGCUGGAGAAUCUGCCGCAUCACCAACAAGCAGCGGAGCCCCUACUGAGAGCAUAGAGGAAACGUCAAGCCCACCUCCGGCAAUUUCAAUUACCGAAACGGGAAAGAUGACAGCUGAAACAACGUUUUCUCAGCCUUCUCCAGGUACAUCCACCAGGAGCGUAGAGCAGACCUCAUCUGAAGAAACUGCCGCGUCACCAACAAGCAGCGGACCCCCUACUGAGAGCAUAGAGGAAACGUCAAGCCCACCUCCAGCAACUUCAGUUACCGAAACAAGAAAGACGAGAGCUGAAACAACGGUUUCUCAGGCUUCUCCAAGUACAUCCACCAAGAGCGUAGAGGAUACCUCAGGUAUAGUAACUUUCCCUACACCAAGAAGUAGCAGAACCCCUACGGAGAGCAUAGAGGAAAUGUCAAGCCCACCUCCAACAAUUUCAAUUACCAAAACGGGAAAGAUGACAGCUGAAACAACGUUUUCUCAGCCUUCUCCAGGUACAUCCACCAAGAGCGUAGAGGAGACCUCAGGUGUAGAAACUUUCCCAAUACCAAGAAGUAGCAGAACCCCUACUGAUAGCACAGAGGAAACCUCAAGUCCACCUCCAGGAACUUCAGUUACCGAAACGGGAAAGACAAGAGCUGAAACAACGAUUUCUCAGCCUUCUCCAAGUACAUCCACCAAGAGCAUAGAGCAGACCUCAGCUGAAGAAACUGCCGCAUCACCAACAAGCAGCGGAGCCCCUACUGAGAGCAUAGAGGAAACGUCAAGCCCACCUCCAGCAUCUUCAGUUACCAAAACGGGAAAGACGAGAGCUGAAACAACGGUUUCGCAGCCUUCUCCAGGUACAUCCACCAAGAGCGUAGAGCAGACCUCAGCUGAAGAAACUGACGCGUCACAAACAAGCAGCGGAGCCCCUACUGAGAGCAUAGAGGAAACGUCAAGCCCACCUCCAGCAUCUUCAGUUACCAAAACGGGAAAGACGAGAGCUGAAACAACGGUUUCGCAGCCUUCUCCAGGUACAUCCACCAAGAGCGUAGAGCAGACCUCAUCUGAAGAAACUGCCGCAUCACCAACAAGCAGCGGAGCCCCUACUGAGAGCAUAGAGGAAACGUCAAGCCCACCUCCAGCAUCUUCAGUUACCGAAACGGGAAAGACAAGAGCUGAAACAACGGUUUCUCAGCCUUCUCCAAGUACAUCCACCAAGAGCAUAGAGCAGACCUCAGCUGAAGAAACUGCCGCAUCACCAACAAGCAGCGGAGCCCCUACUGAGAGCAUAGAGGAAACGUCAAGCCCAACUCCAGCAUCUUCAGUUACCAAAACGGGAAAGACGAGAGCUGAAACAACGGUUUCGCAGCCUUCUCCAGGUACAUCCACCAAGAGCGUAGAGCAGACCUCAGCUGAAGAAACUGACGCGUCACAAACAAGCAGCGGAGCCCCUACAGAAAGCAUAGAGGAAACGUCAAGCCCACCUGCAGCAACUUCAGUUACCGAAACGGGAAAGACGAGAGCUGAAACCACGGUUACUCAGCCUUCUCCAAGUACACCCACCAAGGGCAUAGAGGAGACCUCAGCUAUAGAAACUUCCCAAUCACCAACAAGCAGCGGAGCCCCUACUGAUAGUACAGAGGAAACGUCAAGCCCACCUCCAGCAACUUCAUUUCCAGAAAUGCAAAAUACGACAGCUGAAACAUCGGUUUCUCAGGCUUCUCCAAGUACAUCCACCAAGGGCGGUGAGGAGACCUCAGGUAUAGAAACUUUCCCAUCACCAAGAAGUAGCAAAACCCCUAUUGAUAGCACAGAGGAAACGUCAAGCCCACCUCCAGCAACUUCAGUUACCGAAACGGGAAAGACGAGAGCUGAAACAACGGUUUCUCCGCCUUCUCCAAGUACAUACACCAGGAGCGUAGAGCAGACCUCAUCUGAAGAAACUCCCACAUCACCAACAAGCAGCGGAGCCCCUACAGAGAGCAUAGAGGAAACGUCAAGCCCACCUCCAGCAACCUCAGUUACCGAAACAGGAAAGACGAGAGUUGAAACAACGGUUUCUCAGCCUGCUCCAGGUACAUCCACCAAGAGCGUAGGGGAGACAUCAGCUAAAGACACUUUCCAAUCACCAAGAAGUAGCAGAACCCCUACUGAUAGCACAGAGGAAACGUCAAGCCCACCUCCAGCAACUUCAGUUACCGAAACGGGAAACACGAGAGCUGAAACAACCGUUUCUCAGCCUUCUCCAAGUACAUCCACCAAGAGCGUAGAGCAGACCUCAGCUAUAGAAACUCCCGCAUCACCAACAAGCAGCGGUGCCCCUACAGAGAGCAUAGAGGAAACGUCUAGCCCACCUCCAGCAACUUCAGUUACCGAAACGGGAAGGACGAGAGCUGAAACAACGGUUUCUCAGCCAUCUCCAGGUACAUCCACCAAGAGCGUAGAGGAGACCUCAGCUGAAGAAACUGCCGCAUCACUAAGAAGUAGCAGAACCCCUAAUGAUAGCACAGAGGAAACAUCAAGCCCACCUCCAGGAACUUCAGUUACCGAAACGGGAAAGACGAGAGCUGAAACAACGGUUUCGCAGCCUUCUCCAGGUACAUCCACCAAGAGCGUAGAGGAGACCUCAGCUGAAGAAACUGACACAUCACAAACAAGCAGCGGAGCCCCUACGGAGAGCAUAGAGGAAACGUCAAGCCCACCUCCAGCAAUUUCAAUUACCAAAACGGGAAAGAUGACAGCUGAAACAACGUUUUCUCAGCCUUCUCCAGGUACAUCCACCAAGAGCGUAGAGGAGACCUCAUCUGAAGAAACUGCCGCAUCACCAACAAGCAGCGGUGCCCCUACAGAGAGCAUAGAGGAAACGUCUAGCCCACCUCCAGCAACUUCAGUUACCGAAACGGGAAGGACGAGAGCUGAAACAACGGUUUCUCAGCCAUCUCCAGGUACAUCCACCAAGAGCGUAGAGGAGACCUCAGCUGAAGAAACUGCCGCAUCACUAAGAAGUAGCAGAACCCCUAAUGAUAGCACAGAGGAAACAUCAAGCCCACCUCCAGGAACUUCAGUUACCGAAACGGGAAAGACGAGAGCUGAAACAACGGUUUCGCAGCCUUCUCCAGGUACAUCCACCAAGAGCGUAGAGGAGACCUCAGCUGAAGAAACUGACACAUCACAAACAAGCAGCGGAGCCCCUACGGAGAGCAUAGAGGAAACGUCAAGCCCACCUCCAGCAAUUUCAAUUACCAAAACGGGAAAGAUGACAGCUGAAACAACGUUUUCUCAGCCUUCUCCAGGUACAUCCACCAAGAGCGUAGAGGAGACCUCAUCUGAAGAAACUGCCGCAUCACCAACAAGCAGCGGAGCCCCUACGGAGAGCAUAGAGGAAACGUCAAGCCCACCUCCAGCAAUUUCAAUUACCAAAACGGGAAAAAUGACAGCUGAAACAUCGGUUUCUCAGCCUUCUCCAGGUACAUUUACCAAGAGCGUAGAGCAGACCUCAGCUAUAGAAAUUGCCGCAUCACCAACAAGCAGCGGAGCCCCUACUGAGAGCAUAGAGGAAACGUCAAGCCCACCUCCAGCAACUUCAGUUACCGAAACAGGAAGGACGAGAGCUGAAACAACGGUUUCUCAGGCUUCUCCAAGUACAUCCACCAAGGGCAUAGAGGAGACCUCAGGUAUAGAAACUUUCCCAUCACCAAGAAGUAGCGGAGCCCCUACGGAGAGCAUAGAGGAAAAGUCAAGCCCACCUCCAGCAACUUCAGUUACCGAAACGGGAAAGACGACAGCUGAAACAACGGUUUCUCAGCCUUCUCCAAGUACAUCCACCAAGAGCGUAGAGCAGACCUCUGCUAUACAAACUGCCGCAUCACCAACAAGCAGCGGAGUCCCUACCGAGAGCAUAGAGGAAAUGUCAAGCCCACCUCCAGCAACUUCAGUUACCGAAACGGGAAAGACGAUAGCUGAAACAACGGUUUCUCCGCCUUCUCCAAGUACAUCCACCAGGAGCGUAGAGCCGACCUCAGCUGAAGAAACUGACACAUCACAAACAAGCAGCGGUGCCCCUACAGAGAGCAUAGAGGAAACGUCAAGCCCACCUCCAGCAACUUCAGUUACUGAAACGGGAAGGACGAGAGCUGAAACAACGUUUUCUCAGCCUUCUCCAGGUACAUCCACCAAGAGCGUAGAGGAGACCUCAUCUGAAGAAACUGCCGCAUCACCAACAAGCAGCGGAGCCCCUACGGAGAGCAUAGAGGAAACGUCAAGCCCACCUCCAGCAAUUUCAAUUACCAAAAUGGGAAAAAUGACAGCUGAAACAUCGGUUUCUCAGCCUUCUCCAGGUACAUUUACCAAGAGCGUAGAGCAGACCUCAGCUAUAGAAAUUGCCGCAUCACCAACAAGCAGCGGAGCCCCUACUGAGAGCAUAGAGGAAACGUCAAGCCCACUUCCAGCAACUUCAGUUACCGAAACAGGAAGGACGAGAGCUGAAACAACGGUUUCUCAGGCUUCUCCAAGUACAUCCACCAAGGGCAUAGAGGAGACCUCAGGUAUAGAAACUUUCCCAUCACCAAGAAGUAGCGGAGCCCCUACGGAGAGCAUAGAGGAAAAGUCAAGCCCACCUCCAGCAACUUCAGUUACCGAAACGGGAAAGACGACAGCUGAAACAACGGUUUCUCAGCCUUCUCCAAGUACAUCCACCAAGAGCGUAGAGCAGACCUCUGCUAUACAAACUGCCGCAUCACCAACAAGCAGCGGAGUCCCUACCGAGAGCAUAGAGGAAACGUCAAGCCCACCUCCAGCAACUUCAGUUACCGAAACUGGAAAGACGAUAGCUGAAACAACGGUUUCUUCGCCUUCUCCAAGUACAUCCACCAGGAGCGUAGAGCAGACCUCAGCUGAAGAAACUGACACAUCACAAACAAGCAGCGGUGCCCCUACAGAGAGCAUAGAGGAAACGUCAAGCCCACCUCCGGCAACUUCAGUUACCGAAACAGGAAAGACGAGAGCUGAAACAACGGUUUCUCAGGCUUCUCCAAGUACAUCCACCAAGAGCGUAGAGGAGACCUCAGCUAUAGAAACUUUCCAAUCACCAAGAAGUAGCAGAACCCCUACUGAUAGCACAGAGGAAACGUCAAGCCCACCUCCAGCAACUUCAGUUACCGAAACGGGAAAGACGAUAGCUGAAACAACGGUUUCUCAGCCUUCUCCAGGUACAUCUACCAAGAGCGUAGAGCAGACCACAGCUGAAGAAACUGACACAUCACAAACAAGCAGUGGAGCCCCUACGGAGAGAAUAGAGGAAACGUCAAGCACACCUACAGCAUCUUCUGUUACUGAAAUGGGAAAGACGAGAGCUGAAACAACGGUUUCGCAGCCUUCUCCAGGUACAUCCACCAAGAGCGUAGAGCAGAACUCAGUUGAAGAAACUGCCGCAUCACCAACAAGCAGCGGAGCCCCUACGGAGAGCAUAGAGGAAACGUCAAGCCCACCUCCAGCAAUUUCAAUUACCAAAACGGGAAAAAUGACAGCUGAAACAACGGUUUCUCAGCCUUCUCCAGGUACAUUUACCAAGAGCGUAGAGCAGACCUCAGGUAUAGAAAUUGCCGCAUCACCAACAAGCAGCGGAGCCCCUACUGAGAGCAUAGAGGAAACGUCAAGCCCACCUCCAGCAACUUCAGUUACCGAAACAGGAAGGACGAGAGCUGAAACAACGGUUUCUCAGGCUUCUCCAAGUACAUCCACCAUGGGCAUAGAGGAGACCUCAGGUAUAGAAACUUUCCCAUCACCAAGAAGUAGCGGAGCCCCUACGGAGAACAUAGAGGAAAAGUCAAGCCCACCUUCAGCAACUUCAGUUACCGAAACGGGAAAGACGACAGCUGAAACAACGGUUUCUCAGCCUUUUCCAAGUACAUCCACCAAGAGCGUAGAGCAGACCUCAGCUGAAGAAACUGACACAUCACUCACAAGCAGCGGAGCCCCUACGGAGAGCAUAGAGGAAAUGUCAAGCCCACCUCCAGCAACUUCAGUUACCGAAACGGGAAAGACGAUAGCUGAAACAACGGUUUCUCCGCCUUCUCCAAGUACAUCCACCAGGAGCGUAGAGCAGACCUCAGCUGAAGAAACUGACACAUCACAAAGAAGCAGCGGUGCCCCUACAGAGAGCAUAGAGGAAACGUCUAGCCCACCUCCAGCAACUUCAGUUACUGAAACGGGAAGGACGAGAGCUGAAACAACGGUUUCUCAGCCAUCUCCAGGUACAUCCACCAAGAGCGUAGAGGAGACCUCAGCUGAAGAAACUGCCGCAUCACUAAGAAGUAGCAGAACCCCUAAUGAUAGCACAGAGGAAACAUCAAGCCCACCUCCAGGAACUUCAGUUACCGAAACGGGAAAGACGAGAGCUGAAACAACGGUUUCUCAGCCUUCUCCAGGUACAUCCACCAAGAGCGCAGAGCAGAUCUCAGCUGAAGAAACUGCCACAUCACCAACAAGCAGCGGAGGCCCUACUGAGAGCAUAGAGGAAACGUCAAGCCCACCUCCAGCAACUUCAGUUACCGAAACGGGAAAGACGAGAGCUGAAACAACGGUUUCUCAGCCUUCUCCAAGUACAUCCACCAAGAGCGUAGAGCAGACCUCAGCUGGAGAAUCUGCUGCAUCACCAACAAGCAGCGGAGCCCCUACUGAGAGCAUAGAGGAAACGUCAAGCCCACCUCCGGCAACUUCAGUUACCGAAACAGGAAAGACGAGAGCUGAAACAACGGUUUCUCAGGCUUCUCCAAGUACAUCCACCAAGAGCGUAGAGGAGACCUCAGCUAUAGAAACUUUCCAAUCACCAAGAAGUAGCAGAACCCCUACUGAUAGCACAGAGGAAACGCCAAGCCCACCUCCAGCAACUUCAGUUACCGAAACGGGAAAGACGAGAGCUGAAACAACGGUUUCGCAGCCUUCUCCAGGUACAUCCACCAAGAGCGUAGAGCAGACCUCAGCUGAAGAAACUGCCGCAUCACCAACAAGCAGCGGAGCCCCUACGGAGAGCAUAGAGGAAACGUCAAGCCCACCUCCAGCAAUUUCAAUUACCAAAACGGGAAAGAUGACAGCUGAAACAACGGUUUCUCAGCCUUCUCCAAGUACAUCCACCAAGAGCGUAGAGCAGACCUCAGCUUUAGAAAUUGCCGCAUCACCAACAAGCAGCGGAGCCCCUACUGAGAGCAUAGAGGAAACGUCAAGCCCAUCUCCAGCUACUUCAGUUACCGAAACAGGAAAGACGAGAGCUGAAACAACGGUUUCUCAGGCUUCUCCAAGUACAUCCACCAAGAGCGUAGAGGAGACCUCAGCUAUAGAAACUUUCCAAUCACCAAGAAGUAGCAGAACCCCUACUGAUAGCACAGAGGAAACGUCAAGCCCACCUCCAUCAACUUCAGUUACCGAAAGGGGAAAGACGACAGCUGAAACAACGGUUUUUCAGCCUUCUCCAAGUACAUCCACCAAGAGCGCAGAGCAGAUCUCAGCUGAAGAAACUGCCACAUCACCAACAAGCAGCGGAGGCCCUACUGAGAGCAUAGAGGAAACGUCAAGCUCACCUCCAGCAACUUCAGUUACCGAAACGGGAAAAACGAGAGCUGAAACAACGGUUUCUCAGCCUUUUCCAGGUACAUCCACCAAGAGCGUACAGGACACCUCAGCUGAAGAGACCGUCCCAUCACCAAGAAGUAGCACAACCCCUACUGAUAGGUUAGAAGAGACAUCAAGCCCACCUCCAUUAACUUCAUUUAUCCAAACGGGAAGGGUGCCACAGACGGCUGCCAUGUCUCCAAAACCUAAAAUUACCACCAUAGACAACAAUGAGUUUACAUUAACUGUUGACUCCUCCACAUCUCCCAUGUUUACAGUUUCCCUCGCGUUGACAUCGCCUGAAGCUUACCCUUCUUCUUCACCUUCAUUCAUCCCCGCAGAACGCACGCCGUUAACACUGGCUGACAAGAUACCGGUAGCUGUCUCUUUCCUGUCUACACCUCCAGCAGAAAGGAGAGUGUCACCACCACCUGAUGACAUAACAGCUUCCCUCAUGCCCAAGACAUCUCCCAGUGAGACAACACAGAUAACACGAGCCAAGGACACAACCAUUUCUUGGCUGACUACAACACAUCCAACUAUGAUGAGAAAGGUUACUACAGGUGGAGUGACAGUCAGUUCCCUCCUGGGUACAGUCUCUUUCCAUAGGAGCACAGAUUUAAAAUUAGCUGAAGACCCAACUUCUUUUCCCAUGACCACAACAUCUCCGACUGCCAGGGCAAAACCAACCACAUUUGAUGAGACCACCACUUAUUUCAUGACCACAACGUCUCCCACUGAAAAGACAUGGUUAACCACAGCAGCAGAGUCAAGUCCUUCUUCAUUGACUACAAUCUAUCCCACUGAGAGUACAAAGUUCACAACAGCUGAGGAGGCUACAUCCUCCAUCCUGCCUCCAACAAUGGUUUCAGAGGUCAUGCCAGCUGAUAAGACACCGAAAGUGGGAAAGUUAUCCACUUCCCGUCCUUCUUCCGGGGGUCCUGCAGAGACCACGGCAGUACCAUCACAUGAGAAGACAUCGUCUUUUCAAAUGUAUCCCACUGAGAUUACUGAGGUAAAAUCUUCUCAAGGGACAGCCACCUCUUUCUCUAAAAUGUUUUCUGUUGAGAGUGAAAUGUUUACUUCAGCCAUAGAAGAGAGGUCCUCUUUCCUCUCAUCUCCUUCUGAUAGGACAGUGUCCACCUCAGCUGGAGAGCCAAGCUCUUCUGCCCUGAGUGUUAUCUCUCGACACGAGGGGGCAGAGUUAACAUCAGCUGGGAUGGGAACCACUCACCCUCUGUUUGUAACAUCUCCCCCACCAGUGACCAUGUUAACAUCAGCUGAAGGCCCAACUGCCUCUCGAAUGACUGACGUGACACCAUCUGAGGGGAAGCAGCUAACCUCAGAGACAGCCUCAACCAUAUCUCCCAUGACUUCAGCGUUUCCCCCUGACACACCAACAGAAGUGGAGACAUCGAUUCCUCGGCAUUCCACUGGGCCUUCAGCAGACACUGACAAAGCACAGUCGCAGGAAGAGGCGUCUUCUAACCCUUCCUCUGAUAGUACAGAGGUGCCAACUUCUCUCCUUUCUAAAAGGUCCACCGUUGAGAGUACAGCGCUCACCUCAACCCUAGCCAGUACAUCCUCUUCCCUCUUCGCUGCAUUAUCUCCCACAGAGAGUUCUGAGUUAGCGCCAGCUGAAAUGAAGCCCACUUCCUUCUUCAGUACUGUGUCCAGAUCAGCUGAAGGGACCACCACUGCCCACCAGACUCCAUUUCCCACGGAGAAGACAGUGGCAACGUCAAGCGGAGCUGAGACAUCUUCUUCUGUCUUCACUCCCUCUCAGCGUAUGGAGGAAAUACCCACCGAAGAGACAUCUUCUCACCCAGCAUCAACAGCCGAGAGUACAAGGUCUGCUACAUCAACUGGCCUGGAGGCGUCUCCAAUUAUCCAGACUGUGAGGACUACCACCAAGACACCCGCUUCUCCCACAACUACAGCAAUGUCCUCUGCAAAGAUGGCCCCUUUGCUGUCUACUACAUCAUUAGCCACAGAGGUCACCUCAGCCAAAAAGGUCCCAAGUCCUGUCCCAGAGAGAACGAAGGGGAUCUCAUUUGAAGGGACAACCAUCUCCCUCCGGACUGUGACGUCUCCCUCUGCGAGGACAACCGUUUCAUCAGCUACAGUAGAGAUUCUGGUGGCAGGAAGCCUGCUGCCUUUGUUUCCAACACAGGCAACAACAGCAUCUUCAGAAGCCACAUUUUCUCCAAUCUCCACUACGGUUCCCCCACCAAGUACUGAAAAUGAAUCCAAUACCACCAAAAAGACAACGGGGCGAAUAUCAACAUCUUCAGCAGCCACAACUUCUGUGAUGUCCACUACAGUUCCCCCAUCAAGUACGGAAACUGAAUCCAGUACCACCACAAAGACAACAGGACCAAUAUCAACAUUUGCAGAAGCCACAACUUCUGUGAUCUCCACUACGGUUCCCCCAUCAAGUACGGAAACUGAAUCCAGUACCCUCACAAAGACAACAGGACCAAUAUCAAAAUCUGCAGAAACCACAACAUCUGUGAUCUCCACUACAAUUCCCCCAUCAAGUACAGAAACUAAAUCCAGUACCGCCACAAAGACAACAGGUCCAAUAUCAACAUCUGCAGAAGCCACAACUUCUGUGAUGUCCACUAUGGUUCCCCCAUCAAGUACCGAAACUGAAUUCAGUACCGCCAGAAAGACAACAGGGCCAAUAUCAACAUCUGCAGAAGCUACAACAUCUGUAAUCUCCACUACAAUUCCCCCAUCAAGUACAGAAACUGAAUCCAGUACCGCCACAAAGACAACAGGACCAAUAUCAACAUCUGUAGAAGCCACAACUUCUGUGAUCUCCACUACGGUUCCCCCAUCAAGUACAGAAACUGAAUCCAGUACCGCCAAAAAGACAACAGGACCAAUAUCAACAUCUGCAGAAGCCGCAACUUCUGUGAUCUCCACUACGGUUCCCCCAUCAAGUACAGAAACUGAAUCCAGUACCGCCAAAAAGACAACAGGACCAAUAUCAACAUCUGCAGAAGCCGCAACUUCUGUGAUCUCCACUACGGUUCCCCCAUCAAGUACCGAAACUGAAUCCAGUACCACCACAAAGGCAACAGGACCAAUAUCAACAUCUGCAGAAGCCGCAACUUCUGUGAUCUCCACUACGGUUCCCCCAUCAAGUACCGAAACUGAAUCCAGUACCACCACAAAGACAACAGGGCCAAUAUCAAAAUCUGCAGAAGCCACAACAUCUCUGAUAUCCACUACAAUUCCCCCAUCAAGUACGGAAACUGAAUCCAGUACCGUCACAAAGACAACAGGACAAAUAUCAACAUCUGCAGAAGCCACAACUUCUGUGAUCUCCACUACAGUUCCCCCAUCAAGUACCGAAACUGAAUCCAGUACCGCCACUAAGACAACAGGACCAAUAUCAACAUCUGCAGAAGCCACAACUUCUGUAAUCUCCACUACGGUUCCCCCAUCAAGUACCGAAACUGAAUCCAGUACCGCCACAAAGACAACAGGACAAAUAUCAACAUCUGCAGAAGCCACAACUUCUGUGAUCUCCACUACAGUUCCCCCAUCAAGUACCGAAACUGAAUCCAGUACCGCCACUAAGACAACAGGACCAAUAUCAACAUCUGCAGAAGCCACAACUUCUGUAAUCUCCACUACGGUUCCCCCAUCAAGUACCGAAACUGAAUCCAGUACCGCCACAAAGACAACAGGACCAAUAUCAACAUCUGCAGAAGCCACAACUUCUGUGAUCUCCACUACGGUUCCCCCAUCAAGUACCGAAACUGAAUCCAGUACCGCCAGAAAGACAACGGGUCCAAUAACAAGAUCUGCAGAAGCCACAACUUCUGUGAUCUCCACUACGGCUCCCACAUCAAGUACCAAAACUGAAUCCAGUAUCACCACAAAGACAACAGGGCCAAUAUCAACAUCUGCAGAAGGCACAACUUCUGUAAUCUCCACUACAGUUCCCGCAUCAAAUACAGAAACUGAAUCCAGUACCCUCACAAAGACAAAAGGACCAAUAUCAAAAUCUGCAGAAGCCACAACUUCUGUAAUCUCCACUACGGUUCCCCCAUCAAGUACCGAAACUGAAUCCAGUACCGCCACAAAGACAACAGGACCAAUAUCAACAUCUGCAGAAGCCACAACUUCUGUGAUCUCCACUACGGUUCCCCCAUCAAGUACCGAAACUGAAUCCAGUACCGCCAGAAAGACAACGGGUCCAAUAACAAGAUCUGCAGAAGCCACAACUUCUGUGAUCUCCACUACGGCUCCCACAUCAAGUACCAAAACUGAAUCCAGUAUCACCACAAAGACAACAGGGCCAAUAUCAACAUCUGCAGAAGGCACAACUUCUGUAAUCUCCACUACAGUUCCCGCAUCAAAUACAGAAACUGAAUCCAGUACCCUCACAAAGACAAAAGGACCAAUAUCAAAAUCUGCAGAAGCCACAACUUCUGUGAUCUCCACUACGGUUCCCUCCUCAAGUAUGGAAGCUGAAUCCAGUACCCUCACAAAGACAACAGGUCCAAUUUCAACGUCUGCAGAAGCCACAACUUCUGUGAUGUUCACUACGGUUCCCCCAUCAAGUACCGAAACUGAAUCCAGUACCACCACAAAGACAACAGGUCCAAUAUCAACAUCUGCCACAACUUCUGUGAUGUCCACCAUGGUUCCCCCAUCAAGUACCGAAACUGAAUUCAGUACCGCCAGAAAGACAACAGGGCCAAUAUCAACAUCUGCAGAAGCUACAACAUCUGUGAUCUCCACUACAAUUCCCCCAUCAAGUACAGAAACUGAAUCCAAUACCACCAAAAAGACAACAGGGCGAAUAUCAACAUCUGCAGAAGCCACAACUUCUGUGAUGUCCACUACAGUUCCCCCAUCAAGUACCGAAACUGAAUCCAGUACCGCCACAAAGACAACAGGUCCAAUUUCAACAUCUGCAGAAGCCACAACUUCUGUGAUCUCCACUACGGUUCCCCCAUCAAGUACCGAAACUGAAUCCAAUACCGCCAGAAAGACAACAGGACCAAUAUCAACAUCUGCAGAAGCCACAACUUCUGUGAUCUCCACUACGGUUCCCCCAUCAAGUACCGAAACUGAAUCCAGAACCACCACAAAGACAACCGGGCCAAUAUCAACAUCUGCAGAAGCCGCAACUUCUGUGAUCUCCACUACGGUUCCCCCAUCAAGUACCGAAACUGAAUCCAGUACCACCACAAAGACAACAGGGCCAAUAUCAAAAUCUGCAGAAGCCACAACAUCUCUGAUAUCCACUACAAUUCCCCCAUCAAGUACGGAAACUGAAUCCAGUACCGUCACAAAGACAACAGGACAAAUAUCAACAUCUGCAGAAGCCACAACUUCUGUGAUCUCCACUACAGUUCCCCCAUCAAGUACCGAAACUGAAUCCAGUACCGCCACUAAGACAACAGGACCAAUAUCAACAUCUGCAGAAGCCACAACUUCUGUAAUCUCCACUACGGUUCCCCCAUCAAGUACCGAAACUGAAUCCAGUACCGCCACAAAGACAACAGGACCAAUAUCAACAUCUGCAGAAGCCACAACUUCUGUGAUCUCCACUACGGUUCCCCCAUCAAGUACCGAAACUGAAUCCAGAACCACCACAAAGACAACCGGGCCAAUAUCAACAUCUGCAGAAGGCACUAGUUCUGUAAUCUCCACUACGGUUCCCGCAUCAAAUACAGAAACUGAAUCCAGUACCCUCACAAAGACAACAGGGCCAAUAUCAAAAUCUGCAGAAGCUACAACAUCUGUGAUCUCCACUACAAUUCCCCCAUCAAGUACCGAAACUGAAUCCAGUACCGCCACAAAGACAACUGGUCCAAUAUCAACAUCUGCAGAAGCCACGACUUCUGUGAUGUCCACUACGGUUCCCCCAUCAAGUACAGAAACUGAAUCCAGUACCACCACAAAGACAACAGGGCCAAUAUCAACAUCUGCAGAAGCCACAACAUCUGUGAUGUCCACUACAGUUCCCCCAUCAAGUACCGAAACUGAAUCCAGUACCGCCAGAAAGACAACAGGACCAAUAUCAACAUCUGCAGAAGCCACAACUUCUGUGAUCUCCACUGCAGUUCCCCCAUCAAGUACCGAAACUGAAUCCAGUACUGCCAGAAAGACAACAGGACCAAAAUCAACAUCUGCAGAAGCCACAACUUCUGUGAUCUCCACUACGGUUCCCCCAUCAAGUACCGAAACUGAAUCCAGUACCACCACAAAGACAACAGGACCAAUAUCAACAUCUGCAGAAGCCACAACUUCUGUGAUCUCCACUACGGUUCCCCCAUCAAAUACAGAAACUGAAUCCAGUACCACCACAAAGACAACAGGACCAAUAUCAACAUCUGCAGAUGCCACAACUUCUGUGAUCUCCACUACGGUUCCCCCAUCAAGUACCGAAACUGAAUCCAGUACCGCCAGAAAGACAACGGGUCCAAUAACAAGAUCUGCAGAAACCACAACUUCUGUGAUCUCCACUACAGUUCCCCCAUCAAGUACCGAAACUGAAUCCAGUACGACCACAAAGACAACAGGGCCAAUAUCAACAUCUGCAGAAGCCACAACUUCUGUGAUCACCACUACGGUUCCCUCAUCAAGUACGGAAACUGAAUCCAGUACCCUCACAAAGACAACAGGACCAAUAACAACAUCUGCAGAAGCCACAACAUCUGUGAUCUCCACUACAAUUUCCCCAUCAAGUACAGAAACUGAAUCCAGUACCGCCAGAAAGACAACCGGACCAAUAUCAAAAUCUGCAGAAGCCACAACUUCUGUGAUCUCCACUACGGUUCCCUCCUCAACUACGGAAAUUGAAUCCAGUACCACCACAAAGACAACAGGUCCAAUAUCAACAUCUGCAGAAGCCACAACUUCUGUGAUGUCCACUACGGUUCCCCCAUCAAGUACCGAAACUGAAUCCAGUACCGCCACAAAGACAACAGGUCCAAUAUCAACAUUUGCAGAAGCCACAACUACUGUGAUCUCGACUACACCUCCCCCAUCAAGUACCGAAACUGAAUCCAGUACCGCCAGAAAGACAACAGGACCAAUAUCAACAUCUGCAGAAGCCACAACUUCUGUGAUCUCCACUACGGCUCCCCCAUCAAGUACCAAAACUGAAUCCAGUAUCACCACAAAGACAACAGGGCCAAUAUCAACAUCUGCAGAAGGCACAACUUCUGUAAUCUCCACUACGGUUCCCGCAUCAAAUACAGAAAAUGAAUCCAGUACCCUCACAAAGACAAAAGGACCAAUAUCAAAAUCAGCAGAAGCCACAACUUCUGUGAUCUCCACUACGGUUCCCUCCUCAAGUACGGAAACUGAAUCCAGUACCGCCACAAAGACAACCGGGCCAAUAUCAACAUCUGCAGAAGGCACAAGUUCUGUAAUCUCCACUACGGUUCCCGCAUCAAAUACAGAAACUGAAUCCAGUACCCUCACAAAGACAACAGGACCAAUAUCAAAAUCUGCAGAAGCCACAACUUCUGUGAUGUCCACUACGGUUCCCUCAUCAAGUACGGAAACUGAAUCCAGUACCACCACAAAGACAACAGGUCCAAUAUCAACAUCUGCCACAACUUCUGUGAUGUCCACUAUGGUUCCCCCAUUAAGUACCGAAACUGAAUCCAGUACCACCACAAAGACAACAGUGCCAAUAUCAACAUCUGCAGAAGCCACAACUUCUGUAAUCUCAACUACGGUUCCCGCAUCAAAUACAGAAACUGAAUCCAGUACCCUCACAAAGACAACAGGACCAAUAUCAAAAUCUGCAGAAGCCACAACUUCUGUGAUGUCGACUACAGUUCCCUCAUCAAGUACGGAAACUGAAUCCAGUACCAUCACAACGACAACAGGUCCAAUAUCAAAAUCUGUAGAAGCCACAACUUCUGUGAUCUCCACUACGGUUCCCUCCUCAAGUACGGAAACUGAAUCCAGUACCAUCACAAAGACAACAGGUCCAAUAUCAACAUCUGCAGAAGCCACAACAUCUGUGAUCUCCACUCCGGUUCCCCCAUCAAGUACCGAAACUGAAUCCAGUACCGCCAGAAAGACAACAGGACCAAUAUCAAGAUCUGCAGAAGCCACAACUUCUGUGAUCUCCACUACGGUUCCCUCAUCAAGUACGGAAACUGAAUCCAGUACCACCACAAAGACAACAGGUCCAAUAUCAACAUCUGUCACAACUUCUGUGAUGUCCACUACGGUUCCCCCAUCAAGUACAGAAACAGAAUCCAGUACCACCACAAAGAAAACAGGGCCAAUAUCAACGUCUGCAGAAGCCACAACUUCUGUGAUUUCCACUACAGUUCCCCCAUCAAGUACGGAAACUGAAUCCAGUACCGCCAGAAAGACAACAGGGCCAAUAUCAACAUCUGCAGAAGCUACAACAUCUGUGAUCUCCACUAGAAUUCUGCCAUCAAGUACAGAAACUGAAUCCAGUACCGCCAGAAAGACAACAGGUCCAAUAUCAACAUCUGCAGAAGCCACAACUUCUGUGAUGUCCACUACGGUUACCCCAUCAAGUACAGAAACUGAAUCCAGUACCGCCAAAAAGACAACAGGGCCAAUAUCAACGUCUGCAGAAGCCACAACUUCUGUGAUUUCCACUACAGUUCCCCCAUCAAGUACCGAAACUGAAACCAGUACCACCACAAAGACAACAGGGCCAAUAUCAACGUCUGCAGAAGCCACAACUUCUGUGAUGUCCACUACGGUUCCCUCAUCAAGUACGGAAACUGAAUCCAGUACCACCACAAAGACAACAGGUCCAAUAUCAACAUCUGCCACAACUUCUGUGAUGUCCACUAUGGUUCCCCCAUCAAGUACAGAAACAGAAUCCAGUACCACCAGAAAGACAACAGGGCCAAUAUCAACGUCUGCAGAAGCCAAAACUUCUGUGAUGUCCACUACAGUUCCCCCAUCAAGUACGGAAACUGAAUCCAGUACUGCCAGAAAGACAACAGGGCCAAUAUCAACAUCUGCAGAAGCUACAACAUCUGUGAUCUCGACUACAAUUCCCCCAUCAAGUACAGAAACUGAAUCCAGUACCGCCAGAAAGACAACAGGUCCAAUAUCAACAUCUGCAGAAGCCACAACUUCUGUGAUGUCCACUACGGUUCCCCCAUCAAGUACAGAAACUGAAUCCAGUACCGCCACAAAGACAACAGGUCCAAUAUCAACAUCUGCAGAAGCCACAACUUCUGUGAUCUCCACUACAGUUCACCCAUCAAGUACGGAAACUGAAUCCAGUACCGCCAAAAAGACAACCGGACAAAUAUCAGCAUCUGCAGAAGCCACAACAUCUGUGAUCUCCACUACGGUUCCCCCAUCAAGUACCGAAACUGAAUCCAGUACCACCACAAAGACAACAGGGCCAAUAUCAACAUCUGCAGAAGCCACAACUUCUGUAAUCUCCACUACGGUUCCCGCAUCAAAUACAGAAACUGAAUCCAGUACCCUCACAAAGACAACAGGACCAAUAUCAAAAUCUGCAGAAGCCACAACUUCUGUGAUGUCCACUACGGUUCCCUCAUCAAGUACGGAAACUGAAUCCAGUAUCACCACAAAGACAACAGGGCCAAUAUCAACAACUGCAGAAGCCACAACUUCUGUGAUCUCCACUACGGUUCCCCCAUCAAGUACCGAAACUGAAUCCAGUACCAGGACAAAGACAACAGGGCGAAUAUCAACACCUGAGGAAGCCACAGCUUUUGUGAUCUCCACUACACUUCUCCCAUCAAGUACCGAAACUGAAUCCACUACAUCUAGAGAAACAAGAUCUACAAUGCUAUCAGAACAAUCAACAUAUUCUCCCCUGCAGACCACAGAGAUCCCAUCAAGUACUGAGGCUCUAUCCACUUCACCAAAGGACAUUAAAGGGCUAACAUCAACUGCACCAGAAGCCACCACUUCUCCACUGCAGACCACAGAGAUCCCAUCAAGUACUGAGGCUCUAUCCACUUCUCCAAUUGAGAUUACAAGGCUGACAUCAACUGCACCAGAAGCCACCACUUCUCCACUGCAGACCACGGAGAUCCCAUCAAGUACUGAGCCUAUAUCCACUUCACCAAAGGAGACAACAUUCAUGACAUCAACUGCAGCAGAAGCCACCACUUCUCCACUGCAGACCACAGAGAUCCUAUCACGUACUGAGGCUCUAUCCACUUCUCCAACGGAGACUACAAGGCUGACAUCAACUGCACCAGAAGCCACCACUUCUCCACUGCGGACCACAGAGAUCCCAUCAACUACUGAGGCUCUAUCCACUUCUCCAAUGGAGACUACAAGGCUGACAUCAACUGCACCAGAAGCCACCAUUUCUCCACUGCAGACCACAGAGAUCCCAUCAACUACUGAGGCUCUAUCCACUUCACCAAAGGAGACGACAUUGAUGACAUCAACUGCACCAGAAGCCACCACUUCUCCACUGCAGACGACCGAGAUCCCAUCAAGUACUGAGGCUCUUUCCACUUCACCAAAGGAGACGACAUUGAUGACAUCAACUGCACCAGAAGCCACCACUUCUCCACUGCAGACCACCGAAAUCCCCUCAAGUACUGAGGCUCUCUCCACUUCACCAAAGGAGACAACAUUGAUGAAAUCAACUGCACCAGAAGCCACCACUUCUCCACUGCAGACCACAGAAAUCCCAUCAAGUACUGAGGCUCUAUCCACUUCUCCAAAGGAGACUACAUUGAUGACAUCAACUGCACCAGAAGCCACCACUUCUCCACUGCAGACCACAGAAAUCCCAUCAAGUACUGAGGCUCUCUCCACUUCACCAAAGGAGACUACAUUGAUGACAUCAACUGCACCAGAAGCCACCACUUCUCCACUGCAGACCACAGAAAUCCCAUCAAGUACUGAGGUUCUAUCCACUUCUCCAAAGGAGACAACAUUGAUGACAUCAACUGCACCAGAAGCCACCACUUCUCCACUGCAGACCACAGAGAUCCCAUCAAGUACUGAGCUUUUAUCCACUUCUCCAAUGGAGACGACAUUGAUGACAUCAACUGCACCAGAAGCCACCACUUCUCCACUGCAGACCACAGAGAUUACAUCAAGUACUGAGGCUCUAUCCACUUCUCCAAUGGAGACGACAUUGAUGACAUCAACUGCACCAGAAGCCACCACUUCUCCCCUCCAGACCACCGAGAUCCCAUCAAGUACUGAGGUUCUAUUCACUUCUCCAAUGGAGACUACCUUGAUGACAUCAACUGCACCAGAAGCCACCACUUCUCCACUGCAGACCACAGAGAUCCCAUCAAGUACUGAGGUUCUAUCCACUUCUCCAAAGGAGACAACAUUGAUGACAUCAACUGCAGCAGAAGCCACCACUUCUCCACUGCAGACCACAGAGAUCCCAUCAAGUACUGAGGCUCUCUCCACUUCACCAAAGGAGACUACAUUGAUGACAUCAACUGCACCAGAAGCCACCACUUCUCCCCUCCAGACCACAGUGAUCCCAUCAAGUACUGAGGCUCUCUCCACUUCACCAAAGGAGACGACAUUGAUGACAUCAACUGCACCAGAAGCCACCACUUCUCCCCUCCAGACCACAGAAAUCCCAUCAAUUACUGAGGCUCUUUCCACUUCUCCAACGGAGAUGACAUUGAUGAUAUCAACUGCACCAGAAGCCACCACUUCUCCACUGCAGACCACAGAGAUACCAUCAAUUACUGAGGCUCUUUCCACUGCUCUGAAAGAGACUACAGGACUGACAUCAACUGCGCCAGAAGCCACCACUUCUCCACUGCAGACCACAGAGAUCCCAUCAAGUACUGAGGUUCUAUCCACUUCUCCAAAGGAGACAACAUUGAUGACAUCAACUGCACCAGAAGCCACCACUUCUCCACUGCAGACCACAGAGAUCCCAUCAAGUACUGAGGUUCUAUCCACUUCUCCAAAGGAGACAACAUUGAUGACAUCAACUGCACCAGAAGCCACCACUUCUCCCCUCCAGACCACCGAGAUCCCAUCAAGUACUGAGGUUCUAUUCACUUCUCCAAUGGAGACUACCUUGAUGACAUCAACUGCACCAGAAGCCACCACUUCUUCACUGCAGACCACAGAGAUACCAUCAAGUACUGAGUCUCUAUCCACUUCACCAAAGGAGACGACAUUGAUGACAUCACCUGCCCCAGAAGCCACCUCUUCUCCACUGCAGACCACUGAGAUCCCAUCAAGUACUGAGGCUCUAUCCACUUCUCCAAAGGAGACAACAUUGAUGACAUCAACUGCACCAGAAGCCACCACUUCUCCAAUGCAGACCACAGAGAUCCCAUCAAGUGCUCAGGCUCUCUCCACUUCACCAAAGGAGACCACAUUGAUGACAUCAAGUGCACCAGAAGCCACCACUUCUCCACUGCAGACCACCGAGAUCCCAUCAAGUACUGAGGCUCUAUCCACUUCUCUAAAGGAGACUACAGGGCUAACAUCAACUGCAGCAGAAGCCACCACUUCUCCACUGCAGACCACCGAGAUCCCAUCAAGUACUGAGGCUAUAUCCACUUCUCCAAAGGAGACAACAUUGAUGACAUCAACUGCACCAGAAGCAACCACUUCUUCACUGCAGACCACCGAGAUCCCAUCAAGUACUGAGGCUCUAUCCACUUCUCCAAAGGAGACUACAUUGAUGACAUCAACUGCACCAGAAGCCACCACUUCUCCACUGCAGACCACCGAGAUCCCAACAAGUACUGAGGCUAUAUCCACUUCUCCAAAGGAGACUACAUUGAUGACAUCAACUGCACCAGAAGCCACCACUUCUCCACUGCAGACCACAGAGAUCCCAUCAAGUACUGAGGCUCUCUCCACUUCACCAAAGGAGACUACAUUGAUGACAUCAACUGCACCAGAAGCCACCACUUCUCCCCUCCAGACCACAGAAAUCCCAUCAAUUACUGAGGCUCCUUCCACUUCUCCAACGGAGAUGACAUUGAUGAUAUCAACUGCACCAGAAGCCACCACUUCUCCACUGCAGACCACAGAGAUACCAUCAAUUACUGAGGCUCUUUCCACUGCUCUGAAAGAGACUACAGGACUGACAUCAACUGCGCCAGAAGCCACCACUUCUCCACUGCAGACCACAGAGAUCCCAUCAAGUACUGAGGUUCUAUCCACUUCUCCAAAGGAGACAACAUUGAUGACAUCAACUGCACCAGAAGCCACCACUUCUCCACUGCAGACCACAGAGAUCCCAUCAAGUACUGAGGUUCUAUCCACUUCUUCAAAGGAGACAACAUUGAUGACAUCAACUGCACCAGAAGCCACCACUUCUCCCCUCCAGACCACCGAGAUCCCAUCAAGUACUGAGGUUCUAUUCACUUCUCCAAUGGAGACUACCUUGAUGACAUCAACUGCACCAGAAGCCACCACUUCUCCACUGCAGACCACCGAGAUCCCAUCAAGUACUGAGGCUCUAUCCACUUCUCUAAAGGAGACUACAGGGCUAACAUCAACUGCAGCAGAAGCCACCACUUCUCCACUGCAGACCACCGAGAUCCCAACAAGUACUGAGGCUAUAUCCACUUCUCCAAAGGAGACAACAUUGAUGACAUCAACUGCACCAGAAGCAACCACUUCUUCACUGCAGACCACCGAGAUCCCAUCAAGUACUGAGGCUCUAUCCACUUCUCCAAAGGAGACUACAUUGAUGACAUCAACUGCACCAGAAGCCACCACUUCUCCACUGCAGACCACCGAGAUCCCAACAAGUACUGAGGCUAUAUCCACUUCUCCAAAGGAGACUACAUUGAUGACAUCAACUGCACCAGAAGCCACCACUUCUCCACUGCAGACCACAGAGAUCCCAUCAAGUACUGAGGCUCUCUCCACUUCUCCAAAGGAGACGACAUUGAUGACAUCAACUGCACCAGAAGCCACCAGUUCUCCCCUCCAGACCACAGAAAUCCCAUCAAGUACUGAGGCUCUCUCCACUUCACCAAAGGAGACGACAUUGAUGACAUCAACUGCACCAGAAGCCACCACUUCUACACUGCAGACCACAGAGAUACCAUCAAUUACUGAGGCUCUUUCCACUGCUCUGAAAGAGACUACAGGACUGACAUCAACUGCGCCAGAAGCCACCACUUCUCCACUGCAGACCACAGAGAUCCCAUCAAGUACUGAGGUUCUAUCCACUUCUCCAAAGGAGACAACAUUGAUGACAUCAACUGCACCAGAAGCCACCACUUCUCCACUGCAGACCACAGAGAUCCCAUCAAGUACUGAGGUUCUAUCCACUUCUCCAAAGGAGACAACAUUGAUGACAUCAACUGCACCAGAAGCCACCACUUCUCCCCUCCAGACCACCGAGAUCCCAUCAAGUACUGAGGUUCUAUUCACUUCUCCAAUGGAGACUACCUUGAUGACAUCAACUGCACCAGAAGCCACCACUUCUUCACUGCAGACCACAGAGAUACCAUCAAGUACUGAGUCUCUAUCCACUUCACCAAAGGAGACGACAUUGAUGACAUCACCUGCCCCAGAAGCCACCUCUUCUCCACUGCAGACCACUGAGAUCCCAUCAAGUACUGAGGCUCUAUCCACUUCUCCAAAGGAGACAACAUUGAUGACAUCAACUGCACCAGAAGCCACCACUUCUCCAAUGCAGACCACAGAGAUCCCAUCAAGUGCUCAGGCUCUCUCCACUUCACCAAAGGAGACCACAUUGAUGACAUCAACUGCAGCAGAAGCCACCACUUCUCCACUGCAGACCACCGAGAUCCCAACAAGUACUGAGGCUAUAUCCACUUCUCCAAAGGAGACAACAUUGAUGACAUCAACUGCACCAGAAGCAACCACGUCUUCACUGCAGACCACCGAGAUCCCAUCAAGUACUGAGGCUCUAUCCACUUCUCCAAAGGAGACUACAUUGAUGACAUCAACUGCACCAGAAGCCACCACUUCUCCACUGCAGACCACCGAGAUCCCAACAAGUACUGAGGCUAUAUCCACUUCUCCAAAGGAGACUACAUUGGAGACAUCAACUGCACCAGAAGCCACCACUUCUCCACUGCAGACCACAGUGAUCCCAUCAAGUACUGAGUCUCUAUCCACUUCACCAAAGGAGACUACAUUGAUGACAUCAACUGCACCAGAAGCCACCACUUCUCUACUGCAGACCACAGAAAUCCCAUCAAGUACUGAGGCUCUCUCCACUUCUCCAAAGGAGACUACAGGGCUGACAUCAACUGCACCAGAAGCCACCACUUCUCCACUGCAGACCACAGAAAUCCCAUCAAGUACUGAGGCUCUCUCCACUUCACCAAAGGAGACGACAUUGAUGACAUCAACUGCACCAGAAGCCACCACUUCUCCACUGCAGACCACAGAAAUCCCAUCAAGUACUGAGGCUCUCUCCACUUCACCAAAGGAGACAACACUGAUGACAUCAACUGCACCAGAAGCAACCACUUCUCCACUGCAGACCACAGAGAUCCCAUCAAGUACUGAGGCUCUCUCCACUUCACCAAAGGAGACGACAUUGAUGACAUCAACUGCACCAGAAGCCACCACUUCUCCCCUCCAGACCACAGAAAUCCCAUCAAUUACUGAGAUUCUAUCCACUUCUCCAACGGAGAUGACAUUGAUGACAUCAACUGCACCAGAAGCCACCACUUCCCCACUGCAGACCACAGAGAUACCAUCAAUUACUGAGGCUCUUUCCACUGCUCUGAAAGAGACUACAGGACUGACAUCAACUGCACCAGAAGCCACCACUUCUCCACUGCAGACCACAGAGAUACCAUCAAGUACUGAGGUUCUAUUCACUUCUCCAAUGGAGACUACCUUGAUGACAUCAACUGCACCAGAAGCCACCACUUCUCCACUGCAGACCACAGAGAUACCAUCAAGUACUGAGGCUCUAUCCACUUCUCCAACGGAGACUACCUUGAUGACAUCAACUGCACCAGAAGCCACCACUUCUCCACUGCAAACCACAGAGAUCCCAUCAAGUACUGAGGUUUUAUCCACUUCUCCAAUGGAGACAACAUUGAUGACAUCAACUGCACCAGAAGCCACCACUUCUCCACUGCAGACCACCGAGAUCCCAUCAAGUACUGAGGUUCUAUUCACUUCUCCAAUGGAGACUACCUUGAUGACAUCAACUGCACCAGAAGCCACCACUUCUCCACUGCAGACCACAGAGAUACCAUCAAGUACUGAGGCUCUAUCCACUUCUCCAACGGAGACUACCUUGAUGACAUCAACUGCACCAGAAGCCACCACUUCUCCACUGCAGACCACAGAGAUCCCAUCAAGUACUGAGGUUUUAUCCACUUCUCCAAUGGAGACAACAUUGAUGACAUCAACUGCACCAGAAGCCACCACUUCUCCACUGCAGACCACCGAGAUCCCAUCAAGUACUGAGGUUCUAUUCACUUCUCCAAUGGAGACUACCUUGAUGACAUCAACUGCACCAGAAGCCACCACUUCUUCACUGCAGACCACCGAGAUCCCAUCAAGUACUGAGGCUCUAUCCACUUCACCAAAGGAGACGACAUUGAUGACAUCACCUGCCCCAGAAGCCACCUCUUCUCCACUGCAGACCACCGAGAUCCCAUCAAGUACUGAGGCUCUAUCCACUUCUCCAAAGGAGACAACAUUGAUGACAUCAACUGCACCAGAAGCCACCACUUCUCCACUGCAGACCACAGAGAUCCCAUCAAGUGCUCAGGCUCUCUCCACUUCACCAAAGGAGACCACAUUGAUGACAUCAAGUGCACCAGAAGCCACCACUUCUCCACUGCAGACCACCGAGAUCCCAUCAAGUACUGAGGCUAUAUCCACUUCUCCAAAGGAGACGACAUUGAUGACAUCAACUGCACCAGAAGUAACCACUUCUUCACUGCAGACCACAGAGAUCCCAUCAAGUACUGAGGUUCUCUCCACUUCUCCAAAGGAGACAACAUUGAUGACAUCAACUGCACUAGAAGCCACCACUUCUCCACUGCAGACCACCGAGAUCCCAUCAAGUACUGAGGCUCUCUCCACUUCUCCAAAGGAGACAACAUUGAUGACAUCAACUGCACCAGAAGCAACCACUUCUCCACUGCAGACUACAGAGAUCCCAUCAAGUACUCAGGCUCUCUCCACUUCACCAAAGGAUACUACAUUGAUGACAUCAACUGCAUCAGAAGCCACCACUUCUCCACUGCAGACCACCGAGAUCCCAUCAAGUACUGAGGCUCUAUCCACUUCUCCAGUAGAAACUACAGAGUUAACAUCAACUGUACAUGUUACAUCUACUAUUCCCGUUGUCCCUGUGGAGGUCACGUCUAGUGGAGAACAUCCAUCGACCUCUGAAAUGUGGACUACUGAGUUAACAUCAUGGUCAAGAGCUCUUUCUACUUCCCAUGGGGAGACUACUGGAUUCACAUCAGAGACAGCCACCACUCUAGAGACAGAGAGAGCCACCAAUGGCAACGAAUCUGUGAUCCAGCCUGUUACCGAGAGGCCAAUCCUGCAACCGGGAGGUGUUAAGAAUGCCACAACACCACAAGCAACUACGCCCCAUGUCGGAACAACAAACUCUUCCACAAAGCCUCUUCUGCCUCCACUUAUACCUGCAACAGCCCGUACAACCACCAAAAUCACUCCAGCAGCGACAACCCCCAGACAGCAUCCAGUAACUUCCUCCAUGGCACCCCAGUUGACAAGUAAGAAAAUCCCAUCAAGUACUGAGGCUCUAUCCACUUCACCAAAGGAGACUACAUUGAUGACAUCAACUGCACCAGAAGCCACCACUUCUCCACAGCAGACCACAGAAAUCCCAUUAAGUACUGAGGUUCUAUCCACUUCUCCAACGGAGACUACCUUGAUGACAUCAACUGCACCAGAAGCCACCACUUCUCCACUGCAGACCACCGAGAUCCCAUCAAGUACUGAGGUUCUAUCCACUUCUCCAACGGAGACUACCUUGAUGACAUCAACUGCACCAGAAGCCACCACUUCUCCACUGCAGACCACCGAGAUCCCAUCAAGUACUGAGGUUCUAUCCACUUCUCCAACGGAGACUACCUUGAUGACAUCAACUGCACCAGAAGCCACCACUUCUCCACUGCAGACCACCGAGAUCCCAUCAAGUACUGAGGCUCUAUCCACUUCACCAAAGGAGACUACAUUGAUGACAUCAACUGCACCAGAAGCCACCACUUCUCCACUGCAGACGACCGAGAUCCCAUCAAGUACUGAGGCUCUUUCCACUUCUCUGAAAGAGACUACAGGACUGACAUCAACUGCACCAGAAGCCACCACUUCUCCACUGCAGACCAUAGAAAUCCCAUCAAGUACUGAGGCUCUUUCCACUUCACCAAAGGAGACGACAUUGAUGACAUCAACUGCACCAGAAGCCACCACUUCUCCACUGCAGACCAUAGAAAUCCCAUCAAUUACUCAGGCUCUUUCCACUUCUCUGAAAGAGACUACAGGGCUAAAAUCAACUGCACCAGAAGCCACCACUUCUCCACUGCAGACCACAGAGAUCCCAUCAAGUACUGAGGCUCUAUCCACUUCUCCAACGGAGACUACAUUGAUGACAUCAACUGCACCAGAAGCCACCACUUCUCUACUGCAGACCACAGAGAUUACAUCAAGUACUCAGGCUCUAUCCACUUCUCCAACGGAGACUACAUUGAUGACAUCAACUGCACCAGAAGCCACCACUUCUCCACUGCAGACCACAGUGAUCCCAUCAAGUACUGAGGCUCUCUCCACUUCACCAAAGGAGACGACAUUGAUGACAUCAACUGCACCAGAAGCCACCACUUCUCCACUGCAGACCACCGAGAUCCCAUCAAGUACUGAGGCUCUAUCCACUUCUCCAACGGAGACUACAUUGAUGGCAUCAACUGCACCAGAAGCCACCACUUCUCCACUGCAGACCACCGAGAUCCCAUCAAGUACUGAGGCUCUAUCCACUUCUCCAACGGAGACUACAUUGAUGGCAUCAACUGCACCAGAAGCCACCACUUCUCCACUGCAGACCACAGAAAUCCCAUCAAGUACUGAGGCUCUAUCCACUUCUCCAAAGGAGACUACAGGGCUGACAUCAACUGCACCAGAAGCCACCACUUCUCCACUGCAGACCACCGAGAUCCCAUCAAGUACUGAGGCUCUCUCCACUUCACCAAAGGAGACUACAUUGAUGACAUCAACUGCACCAGAAGCGACCACUUCUCCACUGCAGACCACCGAGAUCCCAUCAAGUACUGAGGCUCUAUCCACUUCUCCAAAGGAGACAACAUUGAUGACAUUAACUGCACCAGAAGCCACCACUUCUCCACUGCAGACCACCAAGAUCCCAUCAAGUACUGAGGCUCUUUCCACUUCACCAAAGGAGACGACAUUGAUGACAUCAACUGCACCAGAAGCCACCACUUCUCCACUGCAGACCAUAGAAAUCCCAUCAAUUACUCAGGCUCCUUCCACUUCUCUGAAAGAGACUACGGGGCUAAAAUCAACUGCACCAGAAGCCACCACUUCUCCACUGCAGACCACAGAGAUCCCAUCAAGUACUGAGGCUCUAUCCACUUCACCAAAGGAGACUACAUUGAUGACAUCAACUGCACCAGAAGCCUCCACUUCUCCACUGCAGACCAUAGAAAUCCCAUCAAUUACUCAGGCUCUUUCCACUUCUCUGAAAGAGACUACAGGGCUAAAAUCAACUGCACCAGAAGCCACCACUUCUCCACUGCAGACCACAGAGAUCCCAUCAAGUACUGAGGCUCUAUCCACUUCUCCAACGGAGACUACAUUGAUGACAUCAACUGCACCAGAAGCCACCACUUCUCUACUGCAGACCACAGAGAUUACAUCAAGUACUCAGGCUCUAUCCACUUCUCCAACGGAGACUACAUUGAUGACAUCAACUGCACCAGAAGCCACCACUUCUCCACUGCAGACCACAGUGAUCCCAUCAAGUACUGAGGCUCUCUCCACUUCAGCAAAGGAGACGACAUUGAUGACAUCAACUGCACCAGAAGCUACCACUUCUCCACUGCAGACCACCGAGAUCCCAUCAAGUACUGAGGCUCUCUCCACUUCACCAAAGGAGACUACAUUGAUGGCAUCAACUGCACCAGAAGCCACCACUUCUCCACUGCAGACCACAGAAAUCCCAUCAAGUACUGAGGCUCUAUCCACUUCACCAAAGGAGCCUACAUUGAUGACAUCAACUGCACCAGAAGCCACCACUUCUCCACUGCAGACCACCGAAAUCCCCUCAAGUACUGAGGCUCUAUCCACUUCACCAAAGGAGCCUACAUUUAUGACAUCAACUGCACCAGAAGCCACCACUUCUCCACUGCAGACGACCGAGAUCCCAUCAAGUACUGAGGCUCUCUCCACUUCACCAAAGGAGACUACAUUGAUGACAUCAACUGCACCAGAAGCCAUCACUUCUCUACUGCAGACCACAGAAAUCCCAUCAAGUACUGAGGCUCUAUCCACUUCUCCAACGGAGACUACAUUGAUGGCAUCAACUGCACCAGAAGCCACCACUUCUCCACUGCAGACCACAGAGAUUACAUCAAGUACUGAGGCUCUAUCCACUUCUCCAAUGGAGACGACAUUGAUGACAUCAACUGCACCAGAAGCCACCACUUCUCCCCUCCAGACCACCGAGAUCCCAUCAAGUACUGAGGUUCUAUUCACUUCUCCAAUGGAGACUACCUUGAUGACAUCAACUGCACCAGAAGCCACCACUUCUUCACUGCAGACCACAGAGAUACCAUCAAGUACUGAGGCUCUAUCCACUUCACCAAAGGAGACUACAGGGCUGACAUCAAGUGCACCAGAAGCCACCACUUCUCCACUGCAGACCACAGAGAUCCCAUCAAGUACUGAGGCUCUCUCCACUUCUCCAAAGGAGACAACAUUGAUGACAUCAACUGCAGCAGAAGCCACCACUUCUCCACUGCAGACCACAGAGAUCCCAUCAAGUACUGAGGCUCUAUCCACUUCUCCAGUAGAAACUACAGAGUUAACAUCAACUGUACAUGUUACAUCCACUAUUCCCGUUGUCCCUGUGGAGGUCACGUCUAGUGGAGAACAACCAUCAACCUCUGCAAUGUGGACUACUGAGUUAACAUCAUGGUCAAGAGCUCUUUCUACUUCCCAUGGGGAGACUACUGGAUUCACAUCAGAGACAGCCACCACUCUAGAGACAGAGAGAGCCACCAAAGGCAACGAAUCUGUGAUCCAGCCUGUUACCGAGAGGCCAAUCCUGCAACCGGGAGGUGUUAAGAAUGCCACAACGCCACAAGCAACUACGCCCCAUGUCGGAACAACAAGCUCUUCCACAAAGCCUCUUCUUCCUCCACUUAUACCUACAACAGCCUGCACAACCACCAAAAUCACUCCAGUAUGGACAACCCCCAGACAGCAUCCAGUAAUUUCCUCCAUGGCACCCCAGUUGACAACCACUCUGCCCACGGCAGCCCAAACAACAACCCCAAUUCCAGCUGUCGAACAAUUCACCGUCAAUUUCACCACCACCAACCUCAAGUACAGGGAAGAGAUGGGAACUCACAAUUCCAAAAUAUUCAAUGCAACGGAGAGAGAUCUCAUCCGCCUGCUUGACAGAAUCCUCCUCAACAGCAGCAUUGGCCCGGCAUAUCUGAGGUGCAAAGUGACUCAACUCAGACCGGUGAGAGACGGGGAUGAAACCGGAAUGGACGCUGUCUGCACUUACCGCAAUGACUCCACCAUGCCCUCCUUUGACCGGGUGAAGGUGUACCACGAGAUCGUCAACCAGACCAAUGGUUUCACCGAGAUGGGGCAAUACUAUCUGGAAAGAUACAGCCUCUACGUCAACGGUUAUAAUGAAGCCCCUCUUGAAACAACCACUCUGCCCACGCCAGCCCAAACAACAACCCCAAUUCCAGCGGUUGAACAAUUCACUGUCAAUUUCACCAUCACCAACCUCAAGUACAGGGAAGAGAUGGGACGACCCAAUUCAAAAAUAUUCAACGCAACGGAAAGAGCACUCAUUGAAGUGCUUGGAAAAUUCCUCAGCAACAGCAGCAUUGGCCCUGCGUAUCUGGGGUGCAAAGUGACUCAACUGAGACCAGUGAAGAACGGGGAUGAAACUGGAAUGGACGCCAUCUGCACUUACCGCAAUGACUCCACCAGUCCCGCCUUUGACCGAGUGAAGGUGUACCACGAAAUCGUCAACCAGACGGACAACUUCAGCAAGAUGGGGCCCUAUGAGGUGGAAAGAUACAGCCUCUACGUCAAUGGUUAUCAUGAAGACCCCCCUGAAACAACCACUCUGCCCACGCCAGCCCAAACGACAACCCCAAUUCCAAUGGUUGAACAAUUCACCGUCAAUUUCACCGCCACCAACCUCAAGUACAGGGAAGAGAUGGGACAACCCAAUUCAAAAAUAUUCAAUGCAACGGAAAGAGCACUCAUCGCAGUGCUUGGAAAAUUCCUCAGCAACAGCAGCAUUGGCCCUGCGUAUCUGGGGUGCAAAGUGACUCAACUGAGACCAGUGAAGAACGGGGAUGAAACUGGAAUGGACGCCAUCUGCACUUACCGCAAUGACUCCACCAGUCCCGCCUUUGACCGAGUGAAGGUGUACCACGAAAUCGUCAACCAGACGGACAACUUCAGCAAGAUGGGGCCCUACAAGGUGGAAAGAUACAGCCUCUACGUCAAUGGUUAUCAUGAAGACCCUCCUGAAACAACCACUCUGCCCACGCCAGCCCACACAACAACCCCAAUUCCAGUGGUUGAACAAUUCACCGUCAAUUUCACCGUCACCAACCUCAAGUACAGGGAAGAGAUGGGACAACCCAAUUCAAAAAUAUUCAAUGCAACGGAAAGAGCACUCACCACAGUGCUUGGCAAAUUCCUCAGCAACAGCAGCAUUGGCCCUGCGUAUCUGGGGUGCAAAGUGACUCAACUGAGACCAGUGAAGAACGGGGAUGAAACUGGAAUGGACGCCAUCUGCACUUACCGCGAUGACUCCACCAGUCCCCACUUUGACCGAGUGAAGGUGUACCACGAAAUCGUCAACCAGAUGGACAACUUCAGUGAAAUGGGGCCCUACAAGGUGGAAAGAUACAGCCUCUACGUCAAUGGUUAUCAUGAAGACCCUCCUGAAACAACCACUCUGCCCACGCCAGCCCAAACGACAACCCCAAUUCCAGUGGUUGAACAAUUCACCGUCAAUUUCACCGUCACCAACCUCAAGUACAGGGAAGAGAUGGGACGACCCAAUUCAAAAAUAUUCAAUGCAACGGGAAGAGCACUCACCACAGUGCUUGGCAAAUUCCUCAGCAACAGCAGCAUUGGCCCUGCAUAUCUGGGGUGCAAAGUGACUCAACUCAGACCAGUGAAGAACGGGGAUGAAACCGGAAUGGACGCCAUCUGCACUUACCGCAAUGACUCCACCAGUCCCGCUUUUGACCGAGUGAAGGUGUACCAUGAAAUCGUCAACCAGACGGACAACUUCAGCAAAAUGUGGCCCUACGAGGUGGAAAGAUACAGCCUCUACGUCAAUGGUUAUCAUGAAGACCCUCCUGAAACAACCACUUUGCAAGCACCAACACAAACACCAACCCCGACCCCAGUGUUUGAACACUUCACCGUCAACUGUACCGUAAUCAACCUCAGAUACAAGCCAGAAAUGGGAACUCCCAACUCAAAGACCUUCAACGCUACAGAGAAAGCGCUCACUAUGUUGUUUGGAAGACUUCUUCGCAACAGCAGCAUUGGCCCAGCGUUCGUGCAAUGUGAAGUGACUCAACUGAGACCAGUGAGAAACGGGGAUGAAACUGGAAUGGAUGCUGUCUGCAUUUACCGCAAUGACUCCACCACGCCAGCCUUUGACCGGGUGAAGGUGUACCAUGAAAUUGUAAACCAGACCAACGGCUUCACCGAGAUGGGUCCCUACAAAAUGGAAAGAUACAGCCUCCAUGUCAACGGUUAUCAUGAAGUCCCAGGUGAAUCAACCCCUCCACCAGCCCUGACACCAACCCCAACCCCGGCAGUUGAACCCUUCACCGUCAACUGGACUGUAACCAACCUCAAGUAUAACCCAGAAAUGGGGAUGCCCAAUUCAAAGGCCUUCAACGCUACAGAGAAAGCUCUCACCACGCUGCUGGGAAGAAUGCUCCGCAAAAGCAGUAUUGGCCCGGCGUAUGUGGGGUGCAAAGUGACUCAGCUCAGACCUGUGAGUAACGGGGAUGAAACCGGAAUGGAUGCUGUCUGCACUUACCGCAACGACUCCACCACGCCCGCCUUUGACCGGGUGAAGGUGUACCAUGAAAUCGUCAACCAGACCAACGGUUUCACUGAUAUGGGUCCCUACAAGCUGGAAAGAUACAGCCUCUACGUCAAUGGUUAUCAUGAAGUUCCUGUUUCAUCAACCACUCGGCCAACGCCAACACAAACGCCAACCCCAAUCCCAGCACUUCAACACUUCACCCUCAACUGUACCGUGACCAACCUCAGAUACAAGCCAGAAAUGGGAACUCCCAACUCAAAGGCUUUCAACGCUACGGAGAGAGCGCUCACCGUGCUGUUUGGAAGAAUUCUUCACAACAGUGGCAUUGGCCAGGCAUUCUUGGGAUGCAAAGUGACUCAGCUCAGACUGGUGGGAGACGGGGAUGAAACCGGAAUGGACGCCGUCUGCACUUACCACAAUGACUCCACCAGUCCCGCCUUUGACCGAGUGAAGGUGUACCACGAAAUCGUCAACCAGACGGACAACUUCAGCAAGAUGGGGCCCUACAGCAUGGAAAGAUACAGCCUCUACGUCAACGGUUAUAAUGAAGUCCCAGUUGAAUCAACCCCUCCACCAGCCCUGACACCAACCCCAACCCCGGCAGUUGAACCCUUCACCGUCAACUGGACUGUAACCAACCUCAAGUAUAACCCAGAAAUGGGGACGCCCAAUUCAAAGGCCUUCAACGCUACAGAGAAAGCUCUCACCACUCUGCUGGGAAGAAUGCUCCGCAAGAGCAGUAUUGGCCCGGCGUAUGUGGGGUGCAAAGUGACUCAGCUCAGACCUGUGAGUAAUGGGGAUGAAACCGGAAUGGAUGCCGUCUGCACUUACCGCAAUGACUCCACCACGCCCGCCUUUGACCGGGUGAAGGUGUACCAUGAAAUCGUCAACCAGACCAACGGUUUCACCAAGAUGGGUCCCUACAAGAUGGAAAGAUACAGCCUCUACGUCAAUGGUUAUCAUGAAGCUCCUGUUUCAUCAACCACUCGGCCAACGCCAACACAAACGCCAACCCCAAUCCCAGCACUUCAACACUUCACCCUCAACUGUACCAUAACCAACCUCAGAUACAAGCCAGAAAUGGGAACUCCCAACUCCAAGGCUUUCAACGCUACGGAGAAAGCGCUCACCGUGCUGUUUGGAAGAAUUCUCCACAACAGCGGCCUUGGCCAGGCAUUCUUGGGAUGCAAAGUGACUCAGCUCAGACUGGUGAGAGACGGGGAUGAAACCGGAAUGGACGCCGUCUGCACUUACCGCAAUGACUCCACCACGACCUCCUUUGACCGAGUGAAGGUGUACCAUGAGAUCGUCAACCAGACGGACAACUUCAGCAAGAUGGGGCCCUACAGCAUGGAAAGAUACAGCCUCUACGUCAACGGCUAUAACGAACAGCCUCGCGAAACAACUGUUUUGCCCCCAGUGCCAACCAAAGCACCAACCCCAACCCCAGCCCUGGCGGUUGAACGAUUCACUGUGAACUGCACCGUAACCAACCUCAGAUACAAGCCGGAGAUGGGAACUCCCAAUUCGAAGGUGUUCAACUCCACAGAGAAAGCACUCACCACCCUGCUUGGCAGAAUCUUCUCCGGAAGCAGUAUCGGCCCAGAGUAUUCGGGAUGCAAAGUCACAGCUUUGAAACCAGUGAGAGACGGGGAUGAAACUGGAAUGGACGCCGUCUGCACUUACCGCAAAGACUCCACCACACCCGCCUUUGACCGGGUGAAGGUGUACCAUGAAAUUGUCAACCGGACCAACGGUUUCACCGAGAUGGGUCCCUACAACAUGGAAAGAUACAGCCUCUGCGUCAAUGGCUACAAUGAGCAACCUCUCAGAUCAACUGUUUUGCCCCCAGUGCCAACCAAAGCACCAACCCCAACCCCAGCCCUGGCGGUUGAACGAUUCACUGUGAACUGCACCGUAACCAACCUCAGAUACAAGCCGGAGAUGGGAACUCCCAAUUCGAAGGUGUUCAACUCCACAGAGAAAGCACUCACCACCCUGUUUGGAAGAAUCCUCCAGAGUAGCAGUAUCGGCUCGGCAUUUAUGGGAUGCAAAGUGUCAACUCUGAGACCAGUGCAAAACGGGGACGAAACUGGGAUGGAUGCCGUCUGCUCUUACCGGAUCAGCUCUGCUGCACCAGCGUUCGAUCGAGUGAAUGUGUACCACGAAAUCGUUAACCGGACAAGGAGCUUCUCCAAGAUGGGCCCCUACGACUUGGAGAGAUACAGUCUCUGCGUCAACGGAUAUAAGGAAGUCCCUCUGGAACCAUCAACAACUCAGACCCCCCCAGCUUGGGCAAUUGAACACUUCACCGUCAAUUACACUGUCACUAACCUCAAAUACAAGUCGGAAAUGGGAAUUCUGCAUUCGAAGGUCUUCAAUGCCACAGAAAAAGCUCUCACCACGGUGCUUGGCAGAGUCAUCUCCAGUGGAAGAAGCAUCGGCCCAAACUAUCAGGGAUGCCGAGUGACAGCUCUGAGGCUGUUGAGAGAUGGGGACGAAAUGGCAAUGGACGCUGUCUGUGCCUACAGGGCACCAUCCUCCUCACCCCCCUUUGACCGAGUAACUGUGUACCACGAAAUUGUGAACAAGACCAAUGGCUUCACCAAGAUGGGGCCCUACAAUCUGAGCCCAAACAGCCUCUUUGUGAACGGUUACAAGGAAGCAUCACAUCCUACAACUGCCUCGCCCGCCACUCCUCGACCUCCAAUGGCAGUGGAUCACUUUACAGUGAACUACACCGUGACGAACCUCAUCUACAAGCCAGAGAUGGGCACUCCCCAGUCGAAGGUGUUCAACGCGACGGAGAAGGCCCUUUCGGCGCUGAUGGGUCGAGCAGUGCGGACAAGCAGCGUUGGUUCUGCGCUCAUGGGAUGCAGAGUUUCGGAGUUCAGAUCCAUAGAUGACGGGAAGAACACUGGUGUGGACAGCGUCUGCAGCUACCAGAGAGACUUGAUGGCAUCCCCUUUUGACCGGAUGCAGGUAUAUCGGGAGAUUGUCAACAAGACAAAGGACUUCACCAAGAUGGGGCCCUACGACCUGGACCAGGACAGCCUCCUUGUGAAUGGUUAUCAUGAACUAUCUCGUCAACCCGGCUUUGUCCCAACUCCUCCCCACCCUCCAGCCAGUGAACACUUCACGACCAACUUCACUCUGACCAACCUCAGAUACAAGGCGGAGAUGGGGGAUCCGAGUUCGAAAGCUUUCACUUCCACACAGAGAGUUGUAACCACUUUGCUGGGCCAAAUGUUGAGGAAAAGCAGCAUUGGAGAAGCCUAUUCCGGAUGCAAGGUUACGGCUUUACGGUCUUCGGAUGGUGUGACGGCAACUACGGUGGAUACCGUCUGCAGCUACCAGCGAGAUGCGGCGGCGCCACAAUUCGACCGAGUGAAGGUGUACCGGGAGCUGAUAAAUAUGACCAAUGGCAUGACCAAGAUGGGGCCCUACACUCUAGACAAGGACAGCCUCUACGUCAAUGGUUACAGCGACCUGCGUAGCAUUCCGUAUCUCCCCGCCGCGACCCCUGCCAAGAUGCCAACUUUGCGGAAUUUCACGGUCAGCUACACCUUGUCCAGCCUCCCCUACACGAAUGACAUGGGGACCCCUGGUUCUCGCAAGUUCAACGCCACGGAGAAAGCCCUGAACUUCUACAUGGAGCCUCUUCUCAAGAAAACACACGUUGGCCCGGCGUUUGCGAACUGCCAAGUGGAGAGAUUUCGGGCUCCACAAACCAGGCAUGCUGUGGCGGUGGACACUGUCUGCACCUACUGGGAAGAUCUUCUCCCUGCCCCCUUAGACCAAGCGAGGCUUCACCGGGAGAUCAGUAACCUGACGUGGGACAGCACGAGGCUCGGCCACUACAGCAUGGAGAAGGACAGCCUGUCUGUGAAUGGAUACCCGCCAGCCCUCAGAGGAGGAGCAGAAGGGGUCGGCUAUGAGCUCGCCUUCACGGUCAUCAACCAGAACCUGACCCACACGGACCCGUCCUCUCCAGAAUACCAGCGUGUGAAGUCUGCCAUCGCCCACGAGUUAAAUCAACUCUUCCUCCGGAGUGCCAUCCGAAAUGGAUUCAACAUUUGCAAAGUAACUAGAAUGAGGUACGGCUCCAUUGUGGUCGAUUGCAAGUGCUACUUUGACCCGGCCACAAACACCAGCCAAGAGGUAGUCCGAGAGACGUUUCAGCAGGAGACGAGGAACGCCACGUCUCUGUGGCUGGGAAAGCAGUUCCAGCUCAAGGGCGUGACUGUGCGAGCUCCUGAAUCGGCUAUUGAGUCUGCCACUGCCGCCCUGCCGCUCCAACUCCAGCUGAAGAACUUUGCGGUCAAUUUCACCGUCACCAACCUGCCGUACGCAGGGGAAAUGGCAGAUCCCGACUCGGGUGUCUACUGGAAGACCAAAAUGAGUCUUGAGAGCGAGCUCCACCAGUUAUACCAACGCAGCGACCUGCAGAAGGAGUUUGUGCAGUGCUCUGUCAAGAGCUUCAGACCAACCGGCCAGCCUACCGAGACAGGGGUCGGCGGCGCCUGCACAUUUGCGAUGGAUUCGUCCACGAGGACUUUUGGCCGAGCUGUGGUGUAUGAUGCGUUUAGGAACUGGACGGGCAAUGCCACAGCGUUGGGGGUGUACACACUGGACAACGGAAGCCUGCUGGUCAGCGGUUAUCCUUCAACAGGGACCCCAGUGCACCACCAAGGAGGGUUACCUUUCUGGGCCAUCAUCCUUAUAAGUCUGUCUGCUCUCCUGGGCUUCCUCCUCCUCUUCCUCAUCUGCUUCCUGGUUGCCUUCUGUCUGCGGAAGAAAGGAGGGAAGUACCAAGUGCAGCAGGACGUCCUCGGUCUCUACUUCCCGCACUUGGACAUGAGGAAAGCACGGUGAUGUGCAGACUUUUGGCGGCCUUGACUCUCUGCGCCCCACGAGGUGGAGGUGGGGUAGCGGUCUCCUUUUGCACGCUCCUCCCACCGUCCGCAGCAAACAACUGUUUUGGCACAGCUGGAACAGACGUCUUGAUUAAGAAAUGAAUCACAACCAAUCAACGUUAGAGAGAGAGAUGGUUCCUGCAUUGCAGGGGGUUGGACUAGAUGACCCUUGUGGUCCCUUCCAGCCCUAUGAUUCUAUGACUAUUGAGCAUGCUCUAUGAGAUAUUUUGGACAUUGACCUCGGCGACCCUGAAGACUUCCGGAUUCAGAAGUGAGUGGAGUGGGGAAUGUCCGUUCUAAUUUAUUUAUUAAUGCACGGUGGACUUUCGAAUGUAAUUUUAAUAUAUAUAUAUGUAUGUAGCCACAGAUUAUUUAACUAUUUGUAGAAGGAUUCUGCCUGGGAUGCAGAUCAGUGUCAAGUCUUUCUCCCCCCGCCCCACAUUCUCUGAAACGUCCAGAGAUGCAUCAAAGGAAGUUUAGACUGUAUUGCACUUUUGAUUCCCUUAGAAUUUUGCUUUUCAUUCAUUCAGCCUUUGUUGGCAGAGCUUAGACAGUAGAAUCAGUUUUUUUAAAAUAAAAUAAAAACCAUCCAUAAAACAUUCAUAAUCUAGACAUAUUAAACUCAUAAAACAUGAUGAAAGACCCAGUAGCCACUAUUAAAUAAAUUAAGCAGUUUUAAAUUUGACACUAAAAAUCUCAGCUAAAUAUCUCGAAACAAUCUCAGCAUUUUGGGGAAUAUCAUCCCUCAGCAGAUAUUGUAUCUACUUGCAGAAACAAAUUCCGUUAAGCUUGGGGACUGGGAGAGCUCCUUCAGCUCAGGGGCCGGGCCCCCUCUUGGGGGAUCUUCCGAGGUUCCACAUACCGUUGGAGGGCCGAGCCGGGAGCAAAAAAAUAGGCGGGCCUAUGCUACUUACCUUUGUGCGGUAGGCUACACGCCGCCAGAACGAAGACUAGAGGUUUCUAUGUCUGGCCACUCCUCUUUCCGUCCUCCGUCCAGGCCAGCAGGAGGCAUUAUCACAGACACAUUUCCAGGCAGGCUAAAGCACUUAUAGAAGGUGGGGUGGAAGGUUAGUGAAGGAUGUGGCCUGACAAGAGAGCUGUGGCUCCGGAAAGACAACUGGGGCUGUGGUUUAGGAGAGAACCAGAUUCCAAAAUAAUAUAUAUUUGUAUGUCAGCGAUUGAUAUGAUGAUUGUUCUUUGUUUUCUAAAAUAUCUCAAUAUUUAAAAACGUUCUCGAUUUCUUACGAACCAAUCAAUAAACAGCAAGCUGAAAAACGAA